AUCGAACCGGCUUUCUACGACAGCGGAUUGGAAUCGCGGAGCGACAAAGUCGCCGGGCGUUUAGUGAUGUGAUAUAGCCGCCUGCCCACCAGGCUAAACAGAAAAAGUAAAAAAGUAUAAAAACCAAAAACCCAAUUCUCGAAUGAGAAUUAAGAGCGAUUGUGUGCACAAAUACGAAUUUUCUUAGCCAACCGCGUGAGAUAAUCUCAGGUUGGCAUUGUGUCUGAAACCCCUAAUAAAACCCCAAGUGUUAAAUAUAAUAAAAGAAGAAGAAGCGUGUUUUUGCUUUUAGGCAAAUUAAAGUUGAAUUACGUGGGCCGAAAGAAAAAAAAAUACUGAAGGCCAUUCAAGGGUUGUUCAAAGGAAAAUUCGGCACUCGGCCUGGUGAAGAAAAGUCACGGUGUGUGUGUGCGUUGCGUGAGAAAAAUCAAUUCUGCAUUGGUGGAAAACCGGAGGAGAGGAGGAGUGGGGAAAGAAACGAAAGGACAAACCUAAAGGCUGGUUUUUUCGGGCUGCGAAAAACUCGUAACCGAUGACAAUUUGGCUUGACGAGGGUCUAUUAGCGAAAUCAAUGCCAUUAUGGCUGAUAACGGAGGGCCAGGAUCCAAGCACAAGGAUCCAACAACCAUAGAUGCCGGCGGGGGAGUAGGUGGAAUCGGAACAGGAGCAGGAGCAGGCGAUGACGUGCCUCCAGUCCCAGCUGUUCGCCGGCGUCGCGCGCAUGAGCAGAAAUCCUCGAGAGAGCAUGUGGAGAAAGAGGAGGUGCAUGGUGGAGAGAGCCAACAGCUGGAGACGUCGACGGUGACGAGGACCUAUAUGAAGACCAUCACCACCUCCCUGACCACCUCGAGCAGCUCCAAUGUGGAGGAGUUUGUCCUGGUGGAGCCAGCAGCUCCAUCGCCGAAUCAACAGAGAUUGCGUCAGAAGGUGGCCCAGUAUGAAAAGGUCUGGUCGGAUGGCUCUAAUCCCGCGAAGCGACCCGCUGACCAGAGCUCCGAUGAGCUGCGACUGGCCGACGACCAGGAUGAGUACGAUGCCGAGAAUCCCUUCGAGAUAGAUGUCCAUGAGAUUGAGCGGAGACUGCGCCAGGAGCGGCAGCGCGGCCUGGCCGAGGCGGAGGCAGCCAAGCUGGCCUUCCAGCAGGUUCAACUGCGGCACACAACCCCGCCGCGCCGCGUGGAGGUCACCAGUGACCAGGUGGCAAGUCCCUUCAACGUCACCCUUCGCACCACCAGUCGCAUGAGUCCCGGUGCCGAGCUAGGCAAUGUGGAGGAGCAUCUCGCCCCGUUUAAUGUGACCCUAAGGACCACUCGAAGAAGCAAGAGGAAGGAGAUUAAGGAACUGGAAAGCUUCCUGGAAGGAGAACGUACCGUGCGGGAGGUUCCAUCUGCGGAUGGAGUCAGGACCAUCAUAACCUCCUCGAUGACCAGCGAUGGCGGCUAUGCCGAGGAGAAGAUCUAUCGCCAUGGCGAGGGCUAUGUCUCGCCCAGGGAUUCACCGUCCUGGUCGCGUUCCAGUUACUCCAGUGAGCGAUCCAGUGUGACGCCGCCGAGGAGCGUGGAUUUAACCGCCGGCGGACGAAGGAUUCUGAUCAAACUGGAGCAGGAAAGUGAACUAAUCGAGGCGGACAGCCAACUGAGGGACGAAACCGACUCGUUUGGUCGGCAGGAAGUGGCCAUGGCAACCGGCAACAUUGACAUUACCGUCGGCGGUAGCAACCCCCGCCGGCGUUUGUACCAGCAAACAACUGUCCAGGUGGGUGGCGGCAACACCCCCGACGAGCAAACACCCCAAAGGACGAGGCCCAGGGACCUGCCGUUGGGCAGCACCACCGGCACCAGCACCAGCACCACAAAGACAAUGCUAACAUCCACGCCAAUUGGCACGAAGGAGCAACCGCAAGCGGGUCCGAAAACUCUAGUUAGUCCAGCUGCAACGUGCCAAUUGCGUGGUUCUUCGACGGAAGAGCCCCGGAAAAUUGUAAGCCACAAAACGAUAACCAGCACAACGACCAAGUCCACUUCAUCCUCCUCGUCCUCGUCCACGUCGCGCAAAUUAAUCGAAUCGUCGCCGGUCGUCGGGAAUAUCUCGCUAACACGUACGGAAAAGUUCAACGCCGGUGACAACGAUAUCGACAUUGAUAACGAUUCGGACACGGAGGGCAGACCGGCCAGUAGUAUAGUGAUUGUGUCCACCCCCACGCGACCCACCACACCGGCAUCCGCGUCCGCAUCCGCAUCCGCAUCCGCAACCCCAUCCGCAUCCGUAUCCGUGUCAGCUGCCCACGCCCUCAGUGGCAUCGGCACUUUCAGCAAGAGUCUGCGCCAGGAUUAUCAGACUCUGGCAACGCAAAGUGGCCGCAGCAACGAAUCCCCCAGCGACCAGGAAUACCAGGAGUUCCAGUCCACCAUGGCGUCCAUUAACUACGCCCGCAGCAAUUCCCAGUACGACAGCCAUAUCAAGGAGAAACGAGAGGAGCAAGAACGUGUGCAGAAGAAGACAUUCACUAAUUGGAUUAAUUCAUACCUAUUGAAGCGUGUUCCACCGCUUCGUAUAGAUGAUUUAAUCAAUGAUUUACGCGAUGGUACCAAACUAAUUGCAUUGCUCGAAGUUCUGUCCGGCGAACGUCUGCCCGUGGAGAAGGGCCGCGUUCUGAGACGUCCUCAUUUCCUCAGCAAUGCCAACACGGCAUUACAAUUUUUGGCCAGCAAACGGAUCAAGUUGGUCAAUAUCAAUCCCGCAGAUCUGGUGGACGGGAGACCACCAGUUGUGUUGGGUUUGAUAUGGACGAUCAUCUUGUACUUCCAGCUUCGUAAAAAGAGGCGGAAAAACUUAGUAGUAGUUAUAAAUUAUGCGCCACAGAUCGAGGAGAACAGCCGCAACCUAGAGUAUUUGGGUCAUGGUAUUGGCGGUUCGGUUAGUUCCCUCGACAGUGUUGGCAACCAAAAGCACGGCGAUCUAAAGGCUGAGAAAUGGAAGCAGGGUGCCAGGAAGACCCUGCUCAACUGGGUGACCAAUGCCUUGCCAAAAGACAGUGGUGUGGAGGUGAAGGAUUUCGGAGCCAGCUGGAGAGAUGGCGUCGCUUUCCUCGCCCUUAUCGAUGCCAUCAAGGCGAACCUGGUCAACUUGGCUGAUCUGAAGAAGACCAGCAACCGUCAGCGCUUGGAGACUGCUUUCGAUGUGGCCGAAAGCAAGUUGGGCAUUGCCAAACUCCUGGACGCUGAGGAUGUGGACGUACCCAAGCCGGAUGAGAAGAGUAUCAUGACAUAUGUGGCGCAAUUUUUGCACAAGUAUCCUGAACCAAAGGGUGCUUCACGCGACCAAUCGCAUGUGCAGCAGGAAGCGGACGAACUGCGUCGCUUCCUGGUGGAGAAGACAACCGAGUACGAGCCCAUGGUCAUGAUGAGCUCGUUCCCACGCGAUUUUAGUGAAUACUUACUGGCACGUUCGGAAGUCGAUGCCCAUCUGGCGGCAUACAACCGCCUGAAACAGCUCAUCGAGAGCCAGAGCGGAUUCCUGCAGGUCUCCCGCCAAUCUUGGGAGGAGAUCAACGAGCUGUGGCAGCGCCUCCAGUACCAGAUGAUGUACUGGCUCUGGCUGCUGGACUCUGAGCUGCCCGGCGACUUUGGCACCGUUGGCAAAUGGUUAGCCGAAGCAGAGAAACUACUAAUGGACAAUGAUAUACCCAAUGCAAUGAACGAGGAGACGGCCGCUGUGAUCAGCAGGAAGCUGGAGGAGCACAAGCUCUUUUUUGCCGAUCUGCCUCGCAUUGUGGCCAUGUUUGAGAAUGCCAAGCGGUCACCGCUGGCCCAGCAGAUUCCCCUGGAGCAGUUGCGCAACAUGGAACGACGCCUUCAGGAAGUCGGACCGAAGGCAGCGGAGCGCAGGAUUCGUUUGAAGUUCCUGGAGCACAAGUGCUGUCUGAUCGCCUUCUUAAAUCUUGUGGAGAACAAGAUGCGCGGCUGGACUGGAAAGUACGGGCACGAGGAGAAGGUGGCCCAACAGCUGGAGCAGUACAAGAACUUUGUGUCGCGCAACAAGAUCUUCCAGGAGUUCCAGAAAGCCUUUGUCGAUAUGCAACAGGUGGUGGAUGAGUACAAGCGUGAGGGCAAUGUGCCGCGCAAGGAGAUUAACGAGAUCGAUCGCUUUAUGUUCGAAACCGAGGAACGCUGGAAGCGUGUUUCCAUGGAACUCAAGUGCUGCCAGAAUUCCUUGGAGGAAGUGGUCAACUGCUGGCGCAGCUGGAACCAAUUGGCCCCCACUUGUGAGGAGUGGUUGCUGCUGGCCGAACAGAAGGUGAACCAGAGCGAGGAUGAGCGUCUGGACUUUUUCCAGGAUAUACCCGUGUGGAAGGACAAGUUUGAUGCCCUUGCCAAUUCGGCUAACUACUUGAUUGCCUCCUGUGAGGAGCCCAUUGCCCAGCAGUUGCGUCAACGACAUGGAGCUCUUUCCGAGCGAUUUGAGCGUUUGUUUGCCAACACCAAGCAGUACAUGCAUGCUGGAGACAUUAUCCGUUCCCGGCAGGAAUACAAGUCGGGCAUAGAACAGCUUUCCCGAUGGCUGCGAGGUGCAGAGAGCGUUUUGGACCAGCGGCAAGUUCUUGGCAACAGUGAACAAAUUAAGCAGUACGGCCAGCAGUUGCAGCAAUUGGCCAGCGAAAUCGAUGACAACGAGGAACUGUUCAAGACCAUCAGCAGAAACUUCCAGUCCCUGAUACAAGAUCUUUCCCGCGACGAGGUGGACAAGAUGAUGAAGCUUCUCAAGCAAGAGAAGGAAUCGCUGGUGCGCAUACGUGCCCAGUUGCCGGCCAAGCUGCAUCUCUUCCACCAACUUCAGAUUCAACAGGAAUCUCUGGAGGCUGGACAAAAGGAAAUCCAUCAGUGGUUGAGUGAGGCUGAACAGCUUCUGGGAACCCAUAACCUUUCUGGAGGCCGUGAUGCCAUCAAUGAGCAACUCCAGAAACACAAGACCUAUUUCUCGCGCACCGUCUACUAUCGUUCCAUGCUGGAGAGCAAGAACAAGGUGUUCCAAAACCUUCUGAAGGCCGUGUCUUCGGACGACAAGAUCGACACUGCUCCUGCUUCGCAGCAAAUGCAACAGCUGAACGAACGCUUCAACUAUGUGAUCCAGAAUGCCCAGCAGUGGGAGCAGCGCUUGGACUCGGCAGCUGGUGGAUGGAUCAACUUCAAGGACAACGAACGUGUGGUCAGCGAGUGGCUCACGCAGGCGGAGUCCAUGCUGGUGGAGAAGCACAUCGAAUCGAAGACCACAAUCGAGACGCAGAAAUACUUCUUUGAGCAGGUCAACGAUCGCUGGAUGAACGAUCUGGUGCAGUCGGCCCAACAACUUCUGACCACUUUGCCCGCCCAGGAGCAACCUGCAGUGGUUCAGAGCGUGGAGCAGUUGCAAUCCCGCUGGAAGAAUGUGCUAUCCCAGGCUCCAUUGCACUUGCUGAAACUGGAGUUUAGACUGGACGAAAAUGCCUUCUAUCAAUCUCUGAAGGAUGUGGAGAAGGAGUUGCAGCUGGAGCAGCAGGCUCUCAAUCGCAACGAGGAUGUGGACUCCAUUCUGCAGCGCAACCAGCAGUUCCUCCUCCAACAGGAUGUGGUUCCCCGCCUGGAGCGUUGCCUUCAAAACAUGCAACGAUUGGCUCAUGCCCACAGGCAACAACAGCCCGGUGACAUUAGUCUGGAUCAGGCCUACGACAAUGCCAAGUCCCAGUGGCAACUGUUGUCCAACAAACUGGGUGACAUGCGUCAGACUCUCCAGCAAAUCCCAGCCCAAUGGCAGGGAUAUCAUCUGAAAUUCAACGACAUGGUCGAUUGGAUGAACGGUGUGGAUCAGAGUCUGAAGAACAUCGUCAAUGAAGUUAAUACCAUGGAGGAAUUCGAGAAGGAGAAGGUUGUCUUCCAGCUGAGGGAGCUAGUGAAAAUCUGCCAAGAUGCUGACAACAAACGCGAGGAUAUGAAGUGGCUGGUCAAGACCUUGGACUCUCUUCUAAGUUACGCAACCGAAGAUGAGGCUAAUCUAGAGCAGAAGAAGCUGGAGGACCUGAUCGCUCGCUACAAGAACCUCAUACCCACGAUUGAGAUCACCAUGGUCAAGACGGAAGUGUUCUCCAAGUGCUACACUUACCGCAGGGAAGUUCACGAGGUUGUCUGUCUGCUAAGCAAGGUCAAGGAUCAGACGGCCAAUAUCCCAGCUCCCGACAGCCUGGAACGAGUGAAUCGUCUGAUUGAAGAGCAGCAAUAUGCCAUCAAUCAGCUGGAUCACCAGCGUCCCCACAUCAUGUCCAUGCUACAAAGAGGACGUGACCUAAUCAAGGAUGUGCACGCCCCAGCCUUUGUGAAUACUGAUGUGAAGAAUCUGGAGACGGGAUGGAAUCAGGCUUACACUGAAACUUCUGACAAGCUGCAGGCCCUCAAGGGCACCCAGGCUGUGUGGAGCGACUUUGUGGACCAGAAGAACGACAUCUUCUCCAUGUUGCAAACUGCGGAAACAGAGCUUCGUUCCCUGACUCCACUGCAAACCGAUCCCAAGAACGUCAGUCAGGACUUGAAGUCCAAGAGAGAUCUGAAUGUGCAGCUGCAGCAGGCUUCCCAUCAACUCCUGCCUAAGUUGCAUGCUCUCAAAUCAGAACUGGCUCCUCUGGCUGCCGCCGACAAGCGUCCCAUCCUGGAGAAGGAAGUGACCGAGGUGGAGAAGAUGUUCUUCAACACCAUGGAGCAUGUAAAGGAUCGCGUGGGCUAUCUGGAGGACUACAGUGCCAAGUGGAAUAACUACAAGACACGCCUAGCCGAGCUGCAGGAAUGGGCCAAUAAGGUGGCGCCAAAGAACAUCGAGGCCCUUCAGUCCGAGGACCUCACACCGGAGGAGCGAGUGGUCAAGGUGCAGGCCUUCAAGCGCAUCCUUGGGGAUCGCAUGAAGCAACUGGAUCUUCUGGCCGCCGAUGCCUCCGAAUUGGCGCCCAAGGAGGGCAACAUUGCCGAGGCCAAGCGACUCAAGGGCGAGAUCACCAAGCUGCAGGAGGUCCUCAGUGCCAUCAACCGCAACGUGGACCACCAGGCACAGGCUGUGCAGGAGGAUCUCGUCAACUGGCAGCAGUUCCAGGCCGGUCUGCAGCAAAUCAAGCCAGCCGUGGAGCAAAGCGAAGUCAAGGUAAAUAAUGUAGUUUCUAAGCCCAUCUCCCUCGAAGAAGCCGUUGCCAUGCAACAGAAUGCCCAACAAUUCGAGACACAGUGCCAGGAGCAAUUGGACAAGCUCCAUGGCAUAUCAAACAUCAGUCAUAAAAUGUUAUGUAAGACCAAUGCUCCCGACGAAUUGGACGCCAUGCACUCGCGUUGGUCGGCUGUCCACGAGAACGCGAAACAGGCGAGCGCCAAGCUCGAAAAGUUGGUGGGCAAUUGGAAGUCGUUUGACGCCGAUGCCGCCAAGCUGGAGGAUUGGGUUGGGCAGGGCGAGCAGCUGAUGUCCAGGCGACCAGCUGUCCUCAACACGCCGCACAUUGACAAGCUCGAAAAGGAGCUGGUCAAGCUGAAGUCCUUCAACAACGAGAUCUCGCAGCAGCAAGCUAAGCUCGUAACUCUGGGUCAAAAUGCCGAUCAGAUUAGUUUGCACUUGGCGCCCGAAGGCGCUGCCGCUCUUAAGGAUCGCGUGAACCAAAUGAAGGGCAAGCUUCAGAAGCUCUCGGAAGCCACUCGCGGCCACAUCAACGAAGUGUCCGAUGCCAUCAUUUCCCGGCAGGACUUCAAUGCCAAGUUGGUGAACUUCUCGAACUGGAUGGAACAGCUGCGUAACCAGGUUACGCAAGUGGAGGAAAUCAACCCGGAGCGUGUGGAAACCAGUCUGCAUGUUAUCCACGCCCUUCUGCAGGAACAUGCCGAUAAAAAGCCAAGUUUCAAUGCCAUCUACGAUGAGGUUAAGCAAUUGGCCUUGGGAGCCACUCCCGAAGAGUCGAAUGCCCUGAAUGAUGCCUACACCGCUUUAGUGGUUAACUAUCAAAACCUAGAGACCAACAUGCUGCAAAAGAAGGCGGCUCUGGAGAAGUGGACUGAAUUGUUGGGCUGGAAGAACGACACGGAGUCGCAUUUGAACUACUUAAAACACCAGCUUGACAAACCGGAAGGACCCGCUGCCGAGGAGCUGACCAAGGUCAUCGAUGAGAUCGAUAAUUUGGGUCAAGGCAUUGGGUACUGGAAGGGUCAGGCCAAGGAGAUCGACGAAAAUCCAGCCAUUCAGUUAAGGGAUGCUCUGUCCCGUCGUCCACUGAUUGCCACCCAAAUUGUGAAUGAUGUUGAGAACAAAUUGGAGAACCUAAGGUUACGCUCGCAGAAUCAACAGCAGCAAAUCCAACAGAUGACCGUGCGCAAGGACAAGUUCCAUGCGCUGGAACACAACUUUGGCCAGGCGCUGCAGGAGAAUCGCGCCAAGCUGGACGAGAUUCUCAGACAGCAUCCGACGCUGAACAACAUCGACCAGAUCAUUGCCGAUUUGGUGGCUCUGAAUGAUGCCCUAAAGUACCAGGCGGAUCUGAAGAAUCGCAUUCAUGACGAAGGUUCUUUGCUGAUGCGUGAGGAUAUUGCCAGCAUGCCUGCCAUUCAGGAGAGUCUUCUUGUCAUGGAUAAGAACUAUGAUUCGCUUCAAAACGAGAUUGCCGAUCGCAUACAGAAAUACAAUUUGAUCAGCCAGGCAUUGAGGGAGUACGCCGAUUCCAAGGAUAAGUUCUCCAAGGAGCUGAAGAAGGCAGAAGAUUUGUUUAAUGCCAUACCGCAACAGCCACGCGAUGAGACUGAGCUCCAUCAAGCUUCCGAAAAGACCAGAAAGACCAUGGAACAGUUGCGCAAAUCCAAACUCUGUUUGGAUGAACUAGAGCGGCGGGGCAACAAUGUGGGAAAACUGUUCAGUGCAAUUGGAGAGCCAAUUCCCCAGGAAGUGCCACAGGAGGUGACAGCAGCCAAACAGACCUGGCAGGAUCUGCACGACAAGACGGCCAAGAACGCCCAUGUCUACGAGACUGAAGCCGUGAUUUGGUCGCAGAUCGAAGAUGCCAAGAAGGAUCUGCUUCCCUGGUUGUCGGAAACCAAUCAGGGACUCUGCGAUGCUGCGGAUAACUCAAUUGAAAUUGAGUUUGGACCCAUGCGUCUGAGCAAAUAUCGCACCGAGUUGCCUUCCUACCAGGCUCUGAAGGAUUCGAUUGUAGAGAAAACAAAUGAUUUGGUCAAGAUCAACAGAGGCGCGGAGAUCCCCGCCCUAUCUGCACUCAAUAAACUCCUGACUGAUCAGUUCGCUGAGGUGAGCAACAAUGCUGAUCGCUUAAGUGCUGUCACCACUUCGUUUAAUGAUCAGGAGCAGGAGUUGCGCAAACGCUCAAAGGAAGCUGGCGAGCGGGUGAGCAAACUGCGUGAGCAGCUCAUCAAGUGCGACGACAUGUCCGGUGAUAAUAACAAGAUCAUGGAACGUUUGCUGCAAUGCCGCGCCCUGCGUGGCGAACUUGACAAUAGCGGCAAUGAAAUUGACAACAUUAAACAAAAGGUCGACGAGCUGCGUAAUCUGUAUCCCACUUUCAGUGAGUCCAUCAUACCGAAGGAACUGAAUAACGUGCAAAAGCGCUACGAGAAUGUUGAUCUCUAUGCCAAGAAGAUCGAAAGUUCUCUGCUGCAGUUCCUUAAGAAAUUCCACGCCGAUAAAGUGGGCAUGCUGAAGCGCCUCAUUGCCACUCAACGCGAGAAGGUAGCUUGGUGUCAGCCGGAGUCGUCCAGUGACAAAUACAAUCUGGACGUGAAGAAGUCCUCGCUACAGGAGGUCAGCAAGAGCAUUGAUGACUGCAAGGCGAGACAUGCCGAAACACUGAAGUCACUGGAAAUGCUAAAGGCUGUCGAAUCGCCACAGAACCUGGCUGAACUUACCAGCGAUGCUGAGCUUCUACGCAAGGACAUGCAGGCCCUUCAGGAUAGCUUUGACAAAAUCAAGGGAAUCCUCGACGAAAAUGUAGAUUUGUGGUCGCAGUAUGAGCAAUCGAAUGAGCAGAUUUCCAACUGGCUGCGUGACGUUGAAGGAAGGGUCAAGGCAGAGACCAGCAGCCAAGUUAAUCUACCCGAGGUGCCACAAAAGCUUCAGGAAUUGUCUAUACUCCAACAGGAUGUCUUGGCUCAUGAGCCCAUCAUAAAUAACCUGGAGCAAACAUCCCAGCAACUAAUUGAAAAGAACCCGGAGGCGAGAAUUGGACAGUUUGUUACCCACUUAGUGCAGCGUUAUCAGGCCGUGGCUAAAGCUCUGACUGGCUACAUAGACAAGAUCCGUAGUGCUCAGUUAUCCAAUGCUAACUUUGCCAAGGCAGCCAAGGACUUCAAUGAAUGGUUCGGCGAUGCCAAGAUCGAAUUCCAGGAAUUGGCACGCAUGGGAUCCCCUGGGUCUUCUUCUGCCACAGCUCAACAGUUGCAAACCGUCAAAAACUACAUCAAGACCUUUGACAAUGGACAGAUUCUGUUGAACAACGCUGUGGACAUUGGUGAGGCCCUCUAUCCGGUGGUUUCCCCCGACAACCGCGAACGCAUCCGUUCAGAUCUUCGCCAAAUGCGUGAGAAGUUCGAUUAUCUGCGUGAUGAGGCAAAUGCGUUUAUGCAGCAGGUUGAGGGUGUUUUGAUUCAAAAGACCUCGAUCGAAGAAAGCUACACCCAGGUUUCGCACUAUCUCAACGAAUCGAAAGCUAAGGUUCCCGCUGGUGACGAAUUGUACCCAACUCUGGCCACCAAAAAGGCUGCUCUGCAGAAUUACAAGACUCAGCUGCAGGAAAUAACACUUCACAAGAACGCCCUGAAGCAAUUGCACGACAAGGCUGUGACACUGUGUGAUGAUGAGUCGGAGAGGAAGACCGACGAAUCUAUCCAGGAGUAUAACACACUCUCCAAGAAGAUUUCCGAUAGGAUUGCGACCGUGGGAAAUCAUGUGGUCAAACAUGAAGCAUACGAUCAAGUGCUUGAAAAGGCACAAGACUGGUUAAAUACCAUUAAAUCCGAAGCUAUUGACAUUCUCAACGAGACUACUUUUGAGAAGGAGGGCGCGGAGGAAAAACUUCUUGUGGUGGAAAAUCUUCUACAGCACAAGCCCGAGGGUGAUUCCAUUUUCGAUACCUGUCACAAGUUAUUGGAAACGGUGCUUACACAAACCCAUCCCAAUGGCCAUCCAGCUCUGCUCAAGGGUUUCGAGGAACCAAAACAAUCUUGGGAGGACUUCAUGACGCUGUGUCAGGACUCGGCGGUAAAACUAAAACAACUCUGCUCCAAAUGGGAUGAGUUUGACACGAUCAUAGAAGAACUCGAUAACUGGAUGAAGAAUGUGGAGGCUGUUGUAAAGAACCAGAACCUCAAAAGCACAGCGGAAGCGAAGAAUGCCCACUUGAAGCAGCUCCAGGAAAUUGCCAAGGAUAUUGAACGCCGGGGAUCGGCCAUCAAUGAUCUGAUGGAUCAGGGACGUGAGAUCGAAGGUGAAACCGAUUUGAACCUCAAGUUGUCCCGCCUGAAUACUCGCUAUCAGACCCUGAAAAAUCUAUGCAAGGAAUCGAUAGCCAAGUAUGUGAACUAUGUAAAGGAUCACGAGAGCUUCGAUAACGAUUUCGAUGCAUUCAAGCAGAGUCUUCAGUCUUCAGUUGACGAGCUAUCCAAGGCCAAUGAGAUUGUGGGCGAUCAAAGCGUGCUGCAGGAUCAGCAGAACAAACUCCGCGAAAUGUCCGACAAACGCAUUUCGGAUUCCACUCUUUUCGAGGGCCUCAUCGAUCGGGGAGAGAAGCUUUAUGGUCACACCAGUCCGGAAGGUCGUGAGAUCAUUCGCCAGCAAUUGCGUUCUCUGCGCACGCUGUGGGACAACUACACUGAUGACUUGAAUUCGGCCACACAGAAGAUCGAUCAGUGUCUGCUGCAGUUCAACGAGUUCAGCAUUGCCCAGGAUCAGCUCACAAAGUGGCUGAAGGAUGUCGACAAGGCCAUGCAGAGCCACACCGAACCAAAGACUACGCUGCAGGAAAAGCGAGCCCAACUACAGAACCACAAAUUGCUCCACCAGGAAAUCACCACGCACAAUGUUCUUGUCGAUAACGUCUGCGACAAGGCCCAGAUACUGGUGGAUCAAAUCAAGGAUAACUCGUUGAAUGUGUACCUGGCCUCGAUUAAGCAACUUUUCCAGAGCAUCGUCCAAAAAUCCGAUGAGAUCUUACACAACUUGGAGGAUUGCGUUCAGAAGCACAAUGAAUUAAACAAUGCCUUGUCUUCGGCCAAGACGUGGAUCUCGAAUGAGAAGGCCAAGUUGCUGGAAUGUGAUGAUGCUUAUGGCGAAAAAGCGGACAUUAAGCGAAAGAUCGAAACGUUGGGACAACUGGCUCAGAACAAACCCCAGGCCAUGAAGUUGAUCAGCGAUAUACGUGAUCUAUUUGAGAAGGUGAAGGCCACGACUUCUGAGAAGGGCAAUGAAGUGCUGGACAAGGAGAUCGAGGAGUUGGAGACCACCAUGAAGAGCCAUUUCGACGACAUCGAGGGCAUUGAAGGCAAGCAGAGGGAUGUGCUCGCCCAGUGGGACAAAUUUGAAAAGGCGCUAGAAGAGCUGACCAAGUGGUGCCGCAAUGCGGAGGCUGUAUUCCGUGAACAGCAGCUUAAAUCGACGCUUCACGAGAAAGUGGAACAACUGGAAAAGUACAAGAUCCAAAGGGAGUUGAUAAUCCAAAAAGAAAAGGAGGUCGAUGCCUUCGGAGAUGCGGCCCAUGCCCUGCUCAACAAUUGCGGAGCCGAUCGCCUAAAGACACUAACCACCCAGGUCACCAAUCGCUAUCAGCUGUUACAGGUUCUGAGCAAGGAAGUGGUCAACCGCUGGUCCAACCUUGUCGAUGACCACCAAUUCUACCAGGACAAGUACAACGAGGUAGAUUUGUGGCUGCAACCCAUUGAAACGCAAAUGCAGAAGGUGCUAUUGGAUGAAUCCACCCAGAGUUCAAACAUCCUGCAAGUGCUGCUGUCUGAAAAAGAGCAGGCAGAGGGCCUAUUCGCUGCUCUAAAUGCAGCUGGAGAAAAGGCUUUGCCAGAGACUUCAACUCAGGGUAGGGAGAAGAUUCGCAAGGACUUGCGUGAUAUCCGCGAUCGUUGGGAUAAACUGGAUGAAGGCAUUCGAAAUCUGGAAAAACGUCAGGAGGCACAGGGAGUACAGCUCUCCAGCUACCAGGACAUUCUUAACCAAACCGUCAACUGGUUGGAUCAAGUGGAGAAAGUUAUUCACAAUGAAAACCCAGCCAGCUGGACCAGCGCUCAGGAAAUUCGGUCGAAAUUGUACAAGUACAAGGCCACAAACCAGGACAUCAAUUCCCAUAAACGCAUCGUCGAGGCAGUAAAUGAAAAGGCAGCGGCCCUUUUGGGAAGCGCAGCUCCUGCAAAUGCGGAUGAGAUUUCCAAGGCAGUGGCUGAGGUGAACAAGCGGUAUGAUCAAGUGGGUCAGGACUGUGCCAAAUUAGUGGCUGAUCUUGACGGAGCAUUCGAUGUGUACCAGCAGUUUAGUGAGCUGCAAAAGGCUCAGCAGGAUUACCAAAAGAAUCUUUGGGAUCGUCUCACCGGUUACUCCGACUACUCAGGCAAUAAAGCAGCGCUACAAGCUCGUCUCCAAAAGAUUACCGAGAUUCAGGAUGCUUUGCCGGAAGGUGUGGCCAAACUCAAGUCCCUGGAAGAUCACAUUGAACAACAAGCCAGCAAUAUUCCCGCCCGAUCUAAGGACGCAAUGGCCCGUGAUCUGGCCAACUUGCAUGCUGAUUUUGAGAAGUUUGGUGGCUCUUUGAGUGACGUGAAGAGUGGACUAGAGAAUCGUCUUCAGCAAUGGAAUGAUUACGAAGUCAACUUGGAUCGCCUGAUAAAUUGGCUGGGUGAGGCGGAGAAUGCUCUGAAGAACUACAACCUGAAAUCGUCGUUUGAGGAGAAGGAAGAGCAAUUGAAUCGUUUCCAGUCCCUGGCUCAGAACUUGCGUCAAAACGAAGCAGACUUUGACAAGAUGAAGGACGAUACCUCUGAGCUGGUGCAAAGCUCUGGCGAAACUAGGAUUGCUGUAAAUGUGCAGCAGGUCUCUUCCCGAUUCCAAUCGAUACAAGCUACCGCUAAGGAGAUUCUUAAGAAGUGCGAGCAGGCUGUCCAGGAUCAUGGCCACUUCAACGACAAGUACAAGCAGUGUGCGGAUUGGUUGGCAAAUGCCCAGGCACGUUACGAUGAUUGCUGUGACUUGUCCACAGUUGCAUCCCGUGAUGACCUACUAAAGAAGCAAUUGGUUAUCCAGGAGCUCCUGGCGCAGCAGCCAACUGCUACUCAGCUUCUUAACAGCACCGUUGAACUGGGCGAGAAGUGCUACGGUUCCACAGCGACCGAAGGACGUGAUGCCAUUCGCAGUCAGCUGGAUGAUCUGACCUUCGAUCAAUUGUUUGACAACAUUGCCAUCACAGCGAGGAAGAUUCAAGAUAAAAUUGCCAAAUGGUCUGGCUUUGAUGAGAUUGCCGACAAUCUGAAGAGCUGGUUGGACGAAACAGAGAAUGCACUUCCAGCGGAUAUUGAGCUGAAAACAACACUGGAUGAGAAACGGACUAAACUACAAACCUAUCGUGACAUCCUGAACGACAUUAAUAACCACCAGGUGGAGUUGGGUAAUCUUCAAGAGAUUGCCGCCAAUUUGCCGGAGAAGACGGACCUUGUGGACCAAAUCCUUAAGGACAUUUCUGAUCGGUUUAGAAAGCUGCAAAAGCGUGCCCAGAACUACGUGGAGCGGUACGAGGGUAUUGUGAGUGCUCAUCAGCAGUACUCCAAGGCCGUGAUGGACGCUCAAGAGUUUAUCGAUGCCACCCUAAACACCGUCCACUAUUGGGGCGAUUUGGAUCUGGAGCAGAUCUCAUUGCACACGAACCUCGAUCGCCUGAAGAAUCUUAAGGCUAGUUUGGCUGAUGAAUUCCCGCGAGUUGAUCAAGUCAGGGCUUUGGGCGAGAAGGUCAUUCCGGGCACGGUGGAUGUGGGUCAGGUGAACAUUAAGUCCCAGAUUGACACCACCCAGCAGGAAUGGGAGAGUCUACUGGCCACCAUCAGCUCCACCAUUGAAGGUAUUGAAGCGCGCUUGCAACAUUGGUCGGAGUAUGAACAAUUACGCGAUCAGUGUCUGGCUUGGAUCCGUGAUACCGACAACAACCUUCACGCAAUCGAUCUUAAGGAGGAUCUGCCAAAGAAGCGUGCUCAGUUGGAUGCACUGAAGGCUCUCCAAGGAGAUGUUCGCGCCAAGGAACUGGAGGUUGAUAAUGUCACGGAAAAAGCACAAACCCUGCUUAAGGGACCCAGCAGCAAUCGAGCCUCGGGUCCUGAAUUGGUGACCAAGUACCAACAGAUCUUCCACAAGGUUAAGGAACUGAACAACCGCUGGCAGCAGUAUGUUACUUCCCACGAAGACUUUGACAAUGCAAUUUCAGACUGUUCCUCAUGGAUCAAUGACAUCAAAGAGAAAUUGGACUACUGCUCUGACAUGUCAUCUAUGAGUCCGAAAGAGCUGGAUAAGAAACUGGCCACUAUUCAAGAUGUUAUCUUGCUGAAGGACGAAGGUUCUGCUCGUGUCCUGAAGAUCCUGGAGCAGGCUCAGCAUGUGCUGGCUAACACGGCUCCCGCAGGUCAUGAGGCCAUCAACAAGGACCUCACAGAUCUUCAGGAUCUUUGGUCAGGAAUUGCUCUGCGCAUCAUGGAUGUUAAAUCUAAUCUGGAUGACUCGAUUACUCAAUGGUCAGGUUUUCUGGACCAAGUGCAAAAUGUUCGCAAAUUCAACGAGUGGUUGGAUGGCUUGGUUAAGGAAUUAAGCGAACACCAAACAACUAUGACAGAGAAGCGAGCUCAGUUAGAUCGGGUUAAAUCUACGGAGGAAAAGGUGCGCGUGGAGAAGAUCGAUGUGGAUGCCCUUAAGAUCCAAGCCAAGGAAAUGAUUGCUAGCGGUCAGCAGAGUCAGGCGGCCUUCCAAGCUCAGAAAGUGUUAGAUACGUUUGAUGAACUUUUUGCUAAGACCCAAAAACUACUAUCAGAUCGCCAAGAUCAGUACAGGGAUCACCGAGUCUUUAAGGAGGGCUACGAUGAUUUGGUUAGCUGGAUUGGACGGGCCCGCGAGAAAUUCCCUUCAUUGAAACAGAGCAGCUUAAGCGAUAAACUGGCCAUCGAAAAUGCUGUCCAUGCCACGGAAGCUCUUCUCAACAAGCAGGCUCAGGGUGAACUCCUGGUGGAGCACUUGGUCCACACUGGAGAAGUGGUGCUGGCCAGUACGUCUUCUCAAGGUCAGGAGAUCAUUAGGAAUGACAUCCGAGCCCUGCGCGACAGCUUCGAGGGUUUGUUCCGUGAAAUCAACCAGCAGAAGGAGAACCUCGAGGUCACCAUGGUGCAGUGGCGUGCCUACAAGGAGGAGUAUGAGCGGCUGAUGGAAUGGUUGCAACAGAUCGACAUCCUUGUAAAGAACCACAAGCUUAACCUGUGCCCCAACCUUCCCGAUAAAGAGAAACAGGUGGCUGAUAUGAAGGAAGUGAUGUCAAGGCUUGAAAAGGGCAAGGAUGACAUUGAUAAGUUCAAUGCUUCGGCUGCCAGUCUUUUGAAGUCCCACCUGGACACUUAUGUGAACAAUCAGCUAAGGCACUUGGGUUCCGUCUAUCAAGUGCAAGUAAACCUAGCCAAGGAUGUCCUCAAGAAAGUGGAAACCAAUCGCGAUCAACAUCGUGAAUACGAUGCUAAUAUGAAAUCAGCCAAGGAUUGGAUUGCCAAUGCUAAAGCCACUAUUCAAUCGGCAGGCGAAGGAGCUGGCUCCAAGGAGGCUCUGCAACGGCGCCUGGAGCAAAUCCAGGAUCUGAUUCGCAACCGUGAGCUUGGUCAAAAUUUGGUACACACGGCUAUUAACAAUGGCGAAAAGAUAAUCAGAAACACUCGCUCCGAUGGACGUGAUGCUAUCAACAGUGAAAUGAAGGAACUCCAGACCGAUUGGGACCGCCUGGUUAAGAAAAUGUCCACCGCCAAGGUGCAAUUGGAGACGAAUCUGUUGCAAUGGGCAGACUACAGUUCUAGCUACUCGCAAUUGCAGCAAUGGAUUACCGAUAGGGAGGCCAAGUUGCAACAGGCCUGUGAGCAGAAGAUCGUUAAAUCCAAGCGUGGUCAACCCGGUCUCAGCUGUGGCUUAAGCGAACGCAAGGCCAAUCUCCGCCAGACAAACAACAUUGUGCAGGAUAUAGUGUCUUUUGAACCCAUGAUUCAGUCGGUUACAUCCAAGGCUUCAGUUCUCCAGCAGGGUGCUCCAGGCACUGAGAUAUCGGAUAAGUACGAGAAUCUUACCAAACAAGCCAAGGAUCUGUAUGAGAAGCAGAAGAACACCAUUGAGAGCUAUCAGUCUUUGAUUGAUGCUGGUAAUGAAUUUGCCACCUGGCUGAGAAACGCCAAGGAGCGUUUGAGCAAGUGCUCUGAACCCACGGGAGAUAAGCAAGCUCUGGCCGAGAAGACCCAUCAACUAAAGAUUCUGCAGGGUGAGCUGCCUGAAGGUGCUCAGAAACUGAAGAAUGCUCUGGAGCAGGGCGAGAUCGCUUGCCGCAGUGCAGAGCCGGAGGAUUGCGAAAUCAUCGAACAGGAAGUGGCCCUUCUUCAGGAGGAAUUCGAUGCCUACAGGGAAGCCCUUAAUAAGGCUAAGGAUUAUCUAGAAGUGGGCAUUGUCAAGUGGUCCGACUACCAGGAUCAGUACACUGAAGCUUUGGAGUGGUUGAGCAAGACCGAAGCCUUGGUGCAAUCGUACAACAAACUCCAAGAUAGUUUGAUCCAAAAGAAGGUGGUCCUCGAGCAAUUCCAGGGACAUCUGCAGACCCUGUUUGACUGGCAGAAAACUCUGGAUGACCUUAACAUGAAGGCCCAGGUUCUCCUGGAGACUUGUUCCGACACAAGAAUCAGCAAUGCCAUCAUGCAGUUGACCACCAAGUACAAUGCUCUACUGACCCUGGCCAAGGAGGUGAUGCGUCGCCUGGAAAUGCACUACCAGGAGCAUCAGCAACAUCACAGUCUCUACGAAGAGUGUCAAUCUUGGAUUGAAAAGACCCGUGAGAAGCUCGCCGAGUGUGAGCAAAUACCCGGAACUCUUAGCGAAGUUCAAAUCAAAUUGAACACUGUGAAAAACCUUCGUCAAGGUUUCGAGACCGGUCAGAACAAGUUGCGUUAUCUUUUGGAACUCAAGGAGAAGGUGAUAAUGAACACCGAACAAAAUGGAGCAGCCAAAAUUCAGGAAGAUACCGAAUCCCUGAAGCAGGACUUUGACAAACUGUUGGUGGAUCUCAACGAUGUUCGCCAGAAAUUGGCCAAUCGUCUUGCCCAGCUGGAAGAGAUCUUCAAGCUUUACAAGAUCCUGGUCGAAUGGCUGGAGGAUGUCGAGCCGAGUGUCAAGGCCAGCGAUGAGUACCUCAACGAUUUAAGCGAGAAGCGUGCGGCGCUGGAGAAAUUCCGCGUCAUUCAACGUGACAUCAAUGGACAUAAUGAUAUUGUGGAAAAGAUCAAUCAGCGUCUUAAGGAGGAUAACAGCUUGGAUCUGAAUGACUUCCAACCGGGUCUGGGCAAAUUCGAUGAGCUGCAGACGCAGGUGAACAAGAUCAUCGAGUCACUGGAGAACCAGGUGAACAGCCAUGAGAAAUACAAGCAGGCCUACAAUGAGCUGCAGGAUUGGCUGCGUCGCACUCGCAUCGAAGUGGAGCAGUGCGCCGAUUGUCAUGGCGAGAAGGAUCAGGUGGAGAGUCGUCUGAAUCGAUUGGGAGACAUACAAUCCUCUUCCUUGGAGGGCAAAUCCCUGCUGGAAGCUUGCGAAGAGCUCAGCCAGGCGGUGAUUGCCACCAGCGGACGCGAAGGCCAGGACAAUGUGGCCCAGGAGAUCAAGCAUCUCACCUCGGAGUGGGAAACCCUCCAGGCUAUAUCCCGCGAUGCUCGCAGCAGUCUUGAGUCUUGUUUGGCUGCCUGGCAGACCUUCCUGCAGAAGUUUAACAAGAUCAACCUUUGGAUCGAAACGAUGAGCAAGCGCGUUACCAAAUCCCAAGAAGGCGAGAACAAGAACCCCGAAGAUUUGGUUAAUGCCAAGAAAUUGCUUGAGGAAGUGCUGGCCGAAAAGGAUAAUGUUGAGGACCUGAACGAUAACUGUGAGCUGCUCAUGGAGCAGAGUGCCUGCACUCGCAUUCGCGAUCAGACCAUCGAAACUCAGGCCAACUACACCAAGCUUCUGACUUCCGCCCAGGGAUUGGUGGCCAAGAUCGAGAAGAAUUUGUCCGAUCACACGGAGUUCCUUAACUACAAGAAGGAAAUGGACGCCUGGAUAGAGAAGGCCCAACAGGUCCUUGAUGACUGCUCCACCGAAGGCGAUGCCGCAAUCAUUGCCCAGAAACUGGAUACCGUCAAUUCGUUGGCUUCCCGCCUACCCGAAGGACAGCAUCUGUUGGCUUUGGUGCAGGAUGCCUAUUCAAAGGCCUCGAACAUCACGCCCGAGGAUAAACAAGAAAAGCUACGGGAACUGAUGACCAAGGUUCGUGAGGAUUGGGAUGCUCUGGGUCUGGCGGUAAAGGAAAAGUUGAGCGACCUGAAACAGGCCCAAAAUCGUUGGAACGAUUUUGCUGCCAACAAGGAUAGACUUGAGAAAUGGCUGAAUGAAACAGAGAAGACUCUUAAGGUGGCACCCGAAACAAAGGGUGAACUGAGCGAAAUGAAGACUUUACUGGAGCGCUACAAGACCCUUUCGAAUGAACUGAAACAGAAGGGUAAUGAGCUGGAGCAACUGCAGUCGGAGGCUCGUGAUUUGGGCACCGAAGUGGAUGCAGUGAAUCGCCUGCAAUCCCGAUGCGACAAGCUCAAGAACGAUUGCUCGGCUCACAUUGCUGCGCUGGAACAGGAGGUGUUCGACUAUAAUGCCUAUCACCAGAGUCUGCAGGAUGUGGAGAAGUGGCUGCUGCAGAUCUCCUUCCAGCUGAUGGCCCACAACUCGCUGUUCAUCUCGAACCGCGAACAAACCCAGGAGCAGAUCAAACAGCACGAGGCCUUGUUGGGUGAAAUUCAAAAGUAUCAGACCAAUUUGGAUGACUUGAAUGCCAAGGGUCAGGCGCAGAUUAAGCGCUAUGAGAGUACAACUCCGGCCAUUCGUCCCACUGUCGAGUCCCAGUUGAAGAACAUCCAGGACAGCUAUAACUCCCUGCUGCAAACCUCAGUGCAGAUAAAGAACCGCCUGCUGGAAUCGCUGGCCAAGUUCCAGGAGUACGAGGACACUCUGGACAGCAUUAUGCGUAAUCUGGAGGCAUAUGAGCCGAUCAUUCAAACCGAACUGGAUGCCCCGGCUACCAGUCUGGAAUUGGCUCAGAAUCAAUUGAGGUGUGCCCAGGAAAUGCAGAAUAAGCUGAACAAUGAGAAGUCCAGAUUGGCAGCCGCCGUUCAGGCCUGUGAGGCAGCUACUGCCUCCAUAAGUCGACCAAGUUCUCCAUUGGAAACCGCCAUGCAGGCCAUUCCUGAAAGGGAGCUUAUUGUGCGCGCCAAGCUCGAAGAUCUGCUGGAUCAGAAACCGCCUCCAAAGACUCAGAGCUCAACCGGAGAUGUUAACAAAGGUGAUGAUCAAGACGACGAUGAUGUUGAGAUCCAGGUUGAGCUCAGCGAUGUGAAUGAGGCGCUUUUGGAUCCAAUUGCCCACGAGCGUGUCAGCAACUAUCGUCGCAUAGUUCGCCUGAACAGCGCCCAUGUGGGCAAGCUGAAUGAACUAGUUGCUAAGGUGCAAUCCCACUUGGGUGGUUUGACUGCAUCCGUUAGCGAACUGGAGCAACAGCAGAAGCAGCGCGGCGAGCUGCAGGAUUGGGUGAAGAAGCAGCAGAGCUCCGUCUCGGAUUGGCUGAUGCGUCCUUGCAAGCUGCGUCCUGAGGCAGCUCAACAGGAGCUGGUAUCCAUGAACGAUUUGUUGAACUCCAUCGGUGACAAGAGAUCGCAACUGAUGUUGGAGAUGACAGGAUCAUUGGGCGAUGAAGACACCGAUCUGGAUGACAAUAUUGACAAGCUGGAAUCGGAGCUUAUGGACGCAAUUGCCAAGAAGCAGGCUGGCCAGAAUGUGAUCGAUGGCUAUCGCCAGGGAAUGGCGGAUGUCCAAAACUGGUUCGAUACCCUGAUCAAGCGAAUGGAUGUUUUGGAUCGCGGAUCGGGCUUGAAUUGUGCCCAGAAAACGGCGGCCAUAAAUGAGAUCAAGAACGAGUACGAAUUGCAGGGUCAUCCCAAGAUUCAGGAACUCAAGGGCAAGGCUUCCCAAGUGGCAGAGGUCAUCAGCAAUCUAGAUGGUCAGCAGGUUGAGGAACAAAUGAAGUCGCUGGACCGUCGUUUUGCCGAUCUUGGCAAGCGCAUCGAUCGCAAGGCCCAACUGCUGGAUGUGACCAACAAGGGAGUGGAGGGAGCCAAGGGCGAGAUUGAUCAGCUCCAGAAUUGGGUGAAACAGCAGAUCGAGGAGCUGCAGGCCCCCACUCCAUUGGGCUACACACCCAAGGAUGCGGAGGCGCGCCAGCAGAAGAUAAAGAGCCUGAUGAAGGAUGCCGAGGCCAAGCAAUCGUUGGCCGAUGUUUUGGAGAAGCGCGUGGCCAAUAUGCAGCAGGAGUUGGAACCCGUUGAAUACUCCCAACUGGAGUCCGCAUUGCGUAAUCUUAACACAGAGAAUCGCAAUCUAUCGGGCGUACUCAAGGCAGAAUUGGAUCGUGCUCUGGAGGCCAGCAAGGCUCGCAAAUCCCUGGAGAAUGAUCUGGAUAAGGCGCGCCAAUGGUUGAAGACCAAAAUCUCCGAGGUGCGCAAGUUGCCGGUUUAUCAUCCACUUACCUCCGCCGAGAUCGAGAAGAAGAUCCAGGAGAACCGGAAAUACGAUGACGAUGCCAAGCAGUUUAACGACAGUGUUUUGACUGAUGUUCAGCGUCAAGCGGCCAACAUAAUGAAGGAUUGCGAUGAUGCCGAUAAGGCUGCACUGCAGCAGAUCCUGGAUGAAAUUGCCGCCGAUUACCAGACUCUAAAGGAUGAGAGCGGCAAGAGAGGAAAGUCCCUGGACGAUCUCUUGCAAGGUCGCAAGGCAUUUGAGGAUUCGAUGAAGAACAUGGGCGACUGGUUGAACGAAAUGGAAACCGCCACCGAGGGUGAGCUGCGUACCACCAGUCUUCCUGUUUUGGAGGAGCAGUUGGCCCACUAUAAGAAGCUCCUCAAUGAUGCCGAGAACAAGGGAAGCCUCAUCAACGAUGUUUCCGAACAGGGCAAGAGCAUCCUGCCCACAUUAAGCAAUGCCGAUAAACUGAAACUCAACGAUGACAUCAAGAACAUGAAGGAUCGUUAUGGCAGGAUCAAGAAUACAAUCGAUGACCGCGUGAAUGCCUUGGGCGAUCACAUUAAGAAGUACAAGGAUGCCAAGAGCAGGUUGGCCGAUUGCAGUCAGUUCUUGGGCACUAUUCAGCAGAAACUCCGUGAGCUCAACCGACCAAUUGGCUCUAGGAUCGAAGAUGUGCAGGAUUUGUUGGGCUCCUAUGAGGGAAUACUCAAGGAGCUUAAAGACAGCAAGAGCAAGAUGGGCGAUAUGCAAAUGGACGAUUUGCCAGAGCUGCAGAGCAUUUUGGCCCAACAGGAUGAUAUGAUUAAACUGAUAGAAGAUCAGUUGGCCCAUCUGCGCCAGCUUCUCAUGCUCCGCGAGCAGUUUAUUGCUCUGAUCAAUGAGAUCAUUGCCUUUAUCAUGAAAUACACCGAUGUCAUAAUAGAUAUUGAAAACUCACCUGAUAGUUUGGAGGAUAAGAUCAAUAAGUACGACGAUGUCAUUGUGAAAAUCCAGGAGUGCGAGGGUGUCCUGGCCUCCGCCAAUGACAAGGGCCAGAAGAUCGCCUCCGAAGGGAAUGCGGCCGAUAAGAACAGCAUCACCGAGCAACUGCAAUCCCUGAAGAAUCAACUACAGAAUCUCCGCAAGGCCGUGGAAUCGCAGCGCCAGAAGCACCAACUGCAGCUGGAAUCGCACAAGAAGAUGGCCGCCGAGCUGAGCGAAAUCCUCGAUUGGCUGCACAGCAACGAGGGAGCGGCCAAGUCGCGUCCUCUUUUGGAUCGCGAUCCCGAAUCUGUGGAGCGCGAGCUUCAAAAACACCAGGGUCUCAGCCAGGACAUUCAAUCGUAUCUGAAUAAAUUUAACAAAAUCAAUGAUGGUGUUAAAACUGAAAUUGGCAUGCCAAGUUCCCUGCUGGAAAUGCUCUCCGAGGGCAGAUCCCUGGUGGCCUCCCUGCCCCAUGAACUCGAGGAGCGUGAGAAGUAUCUGAAGAACAACCGCGACUCACGUUUGGAGUACAUGCAGCUGGUGGCCAAGUUCAAUGAUUGGGUCCAUGAAGCCGAGUUGCGUCUGCAGAAUAGCCAGCAUGGCAUUGACUACGAACACUUGGUUCAGGACCUCGAUGAACACAAGAUUUUCUUUGGCAAUGAGGCCCCCAUCCGUAAUCUGGUCCACAAGCAGAUCCAGGAGGCAGCGGACAAGAUCUGGUCCUCGCUGAACAACUACGAACAGUCGGAACUUUCGGCGGAGUUGGCCCAGUUCCAAACCAAGUUGACCAACACACUGGCCAGUGCCAAGACCCAGCAGAGUGAAUUGGAGAAGGAGGCGGAACGCUGGCGGGAGUAUCAACAGUCCAUUGAUCGCGUCAAGGCCACCAUCGAACGCACCAAGUUCAGCGAUGAGCCCGUCCAGAAUUUGGCCGGACUUCACUUUAACAUCCAAAAGCUGACCCACGCCAUCGGAAAUGUUCAGAGCCAGAAUAGCGACUUAGCGCUAGUCAACCAGCAGGCCCAAUCGCUCAUCCGCCAGGCCGACGCCCGCAAUCGCCAGCUGAUCGAGCAGGAUAACGCCGGAUUGAAUAGAUCGUGGCAGGAUCUGGUGCGCAGCUUGGAGCAGCGACGCGACAACCUGCAACAGUUGGCCGAGCACUGGGACGGCUUCGAGAACAGCCUGCACGCCUGGGAAAAGGCACUUGGUCGAUUGGAGGACAAGUUCCGCAAUGUCGAUCCGACUGUAAGAUCCCGACGUCAUUUGGAAGACACGAAGAAUGCCAUUCAGGAAUUACGUGAAGAAUCAAAUCAACUUAAAUCAUCACAUAAAGAAAUCGAGGCGCUCUCUAAAUCCAUCCUCACAUUCCUUGGGGAAGUACACAAACCCUCGGCGGAGGCCAUACAGGCCAAAGUGGAUAAGUUAGUUGAACAGCAGGCCAAAUUGAACGACACACUGCGCGAUAAGGAGCAACAAGUUAGCAAGGAUCUCGAGGAGAUCGAGCAAGUCUUCCGUCGCAUCUCGCAGCUGCAGGAUAAGCUAAACGCCCUUCACGAGCAACUCCAAUCGGUUCACGUCUACGACGAGCAUAUUGCGCAAACGGAACAGCUCCUGAUCACCCUCAAUAGCCAGGUGCAGCAGGCCGCCGAGGAGAGCAGAUCGCUGGUGGCCCAGACAACGGCCCAAUACCAGGCCAAGCAGAAUCAGCUGCCCAGCGACAUUGCCCAGGAGUUCACAGCCCUCGAGCUACUGGCCGAACGUGUCCAGGUGACGAUGGAGACCAAAGAGAAGGAUUUCAAGCGGGCGAAGACCGUGCGCACCGAAUAUGUGGCCGGUGUGGACGAGAUCCAGCGCUGGCUGCUUCAGGCCGAAGUGCAGGUGCAGGAACGAAGCCUCACCCCGACACAGAUGAAGGAGCUGCUGCAGCGCAUCAACCACGAGAUCACCGCCAUCUACGAACGCUUCACCCUGGUCAAGACCAACGGCCAACUGAUCAUCGAGAAUUGUCGCAACAGCGAGGAGAAGACGCUGGUGCAGACAACCAUCGACCAGUUGGCCGCAUCGCUGGCCCAGGUUCGCGGCUGGCUGGACGAGAAGAAGCAGGCGGUGGGCGAUAGCUUGGAUGCGUGGACGAGGUUCAUGAACCUCUACCAGAUCGUGAUGUCGUGGGCUUCGGAGAAGCGCACCUUCAUCGAUCAGACCAUCGAGCUGCGCACUCUGCCCGAGGCACGCAACAAACUGAACGACUAUGUGACGGCUGUGAAGAGUAUUAAACCGAUUGUGAAGCAUCUGAGCGAAAUGGACAAGGAAUUGGAGCACAUUGGCCAGGUGACGACUGUGGGCGAUCUCAAGGACAAACUGCAGGAGGCCGAGGAUGCGAAGAUAUCCGUGGAAGCGGUGCUGCUAGAGAGGAACUCCCUGCUGCAAGAGGCCUGCGAGGAAUGGGACCAAUGCGAACGCAAAAUCAAGGAUAUACGCGCCUGGCACGAAAAGACGAAGCAGAGUUUGGACUCCUCGCAGCAGCAGAAGAAACCGCUGCGCGAUCAGCUCGGCUUCUGUGAGAAGACCCUGGCCGACAUUAAUGUGCAGAAGACGAAACUGAGACUGUCCAUCGAGAAACUGGAGGUUCAUUUCCGCAACGGCAUGGGCGGUGAUCCGCGCCUGAGCGAGAAUGUCGAUGAUCUGGUGCGCGUGCUCGACGGCCUGGGCGAACUGGGCAAGGCCAAAGCCCAGAGCCUCGAGCAGACGCUGGCCCAGAUCGACGUUUACCAGCAGCAGAUGCAGACCCUGCGCCAACGCAUCAUCCAGGAGGAGCAGCAGCUCCGCCUGGUGAUGGCGCCCACGUACUUGCCGCACGAUCGCGAGCGCGCAUUAGCCGAGCAACAGGCAAUGCGAGAAUCAAUCGAUGGCAUGCAGCAAGUCUACGAUGCGACCGCUCGAAAGUCCUAUGCGCUGGAUCCCCAUUCAGUGGUGACCACCUCGUCGACUGUCUCGUUGCUUAUGAAGCCAACAGCGGCAGUGGGUCUGACCUAUGCCGAGGUGUUGUCGGGACAUGCGAGUCCGGUAAGCAGCGGUAAUGAACCGGUAACCAAUCCCCGACCAGAACGAGACCACUCAACAACGACCACAACAACAGCGACCCGGCAGGAACAAACGAACGACACCCAGAACCAGACUACAAUUACAACCAUUACGACCACAACAACGACUUCUAGACGUACGCACGGAGAUGAAGCCCAGAGCCUGGAGCGAUAUGAGUUCAAUGGCGGCGGCAGCACUAUUUCCACAGCGAUAUACGAACGCCAACAACAGCAGUUUACACCAACCAGCGACAAUGCCCCAACCUCAGUUCCUAGCACAACGACCACCAACCCCAACAUUCAGUUCAUCGAAAGCGAGCAACAACACCAUGCGCCAGCGAAACAGGGUAAGAAACAUCAGCCACAGCGACCCGAACGUCGAGGUCGCUCGCCCAGACGUCGACCUCAGCAACAAGCGCAACCAAUCCAACAACAGCAACCUCCCAUCGAGAUUCAAUUCGAGCAGCAGCAACAACAGGAACAACUCUUCUUGCCCAUUGAUGACCGUACCAGAUCUCGGAGCCCCAUGUGGGUGCCAGGUUCCACCUCCUAUGCAGAGGUUCUGCGAGGACUGGAACUGGAGCGGCUCAAGGCUGAGCAGCUGGCCGCCCAGGCGGUUCAAGGCCGCACCGAUCUUACCAUUCAGGAUGUGGUGGAUGCCAGCGCAGUAGUUACAGGCACCAUUUACGUUCCCGAACCUGAACCACAGCCCAUUAAAGAAAGGCAGCAACAGCAGCAGCCACAACUGGAACAAUACAUCAGCAACACCAGCCCUGAUCUUAAUUAUCCUCCCCCGCAGCAACAACAGCAGCUGCCACCGCAACUGCAGCCACCCCAGGAACAGCAACCUAAAUCCCUCAGUAGUUACGAAGUGCCCAUGACAGCUGAAGAGAUUGCUGCCACCUACUUGCAGCCCGAUCCGCAGUUGUAUCAGACAAUGUAUGAAAACGUGGCCGAUAGCGGUCAGUGGGGUUAUGUGCCAGGAUCUACAGUAGGGUCUGCCACAGAACCACAGCAGCAGGAGGCGCAACAGAACUACUACGAGCAGAUUAUGCAGAUGCAGUAUCCCAUACAGUAUCAGCCGAUAGCUGUGCCACCAGCGACCAUGCAAUACUCGCUUAUACCAGGCUACUAUCAGCCGGUGGCUCAACAGGAGACUUACCCCACGGUUUACCCAGCAGAGCCCAAUCAGAUCUAUUAUACCCAGCAAACGGGGGAGUACUCGCAGGAAUACCCACAGCAGCAGCAGCAAACCGAACCUUUGCAGGAAUAUCACCAGGAAACGGUGGAGCAGAGCCUUCUUCGUGAUACAUACAAUACGACGAGCACUCUUACCUCAACAACAGGCAACAGCGUGCUGGAUCGCGUUGUUACCACGUUGGCAUCCAUUGUCCAACAGAGUGCAGAGCCCCUAACCACCAGCACCCAGCAAAUCCAACCGGUGGUAGUCCAGAGCGAGCCGUACUAUAUUGAAGAGCAUGUUCAUAUGCUGCGACCUGUGGAGCCACAAGAGUUUGAGCUGGACGAACCACGACCAGAUAUUACUUUUGGCCAAUUUGAUGUUGAUGCUAUCGAAACCAUUCCAUUGGAUGAGCCUCUAGUUCCUCAAACUCAAGUCGAGCCUCAGCCCGAAGUUCAAUCUCAACCAACUGUUACGACAACCAGCCAUGUAAUUGAGACAACAAUUGUCACCGAACAGACACAGCCAACUGUGAUAAUACGGCAGACUCAGGAAAUUGUCCCAGUCCCAGAUGCCCCAAAACCCACUGAUGUACCAACUACUGUUGUGGUGCAUCCCCAGCCUCAGAGGCGAAGCAAUGAACAAGUCCGGCCCCAGGACAUUAGCACAGGCAGCACUUAUGCCGAAGUCCUCUUCGGUCUCCAGCACAAGGAACAGCCAGUUUUCCAGCCAUCCAGUCAGCAACAAACCCCAGUGCGCCUCACGUCCUCGCCGCCUUUGCAACGCAAGCUGGAGCAGACAACUAUCAAUACUGCUACCUAUACCAAUAAGAACAAUCAGUACGCCAGACAAGUCGAGAAAUCACCAACAUGGGAACGCAAGACCGAAAAUGUUGAAUCGCGAACAUCUCGAACAAAGAGAACAAGACAUGAAACUCAACCAGAACCAUUACCGAUUAAACAGAGUACUAGAAAAGAAGGUAAGACGGGUAAGAAAUCCCAGUCUUCCGAUAGGAAUAAUGUCGCUUUGGUGGAAAGCAAACCAAUAGUUGAUGCGCCAGCACACAGUCCGGAGAUCAAGGAGGAGACUGCUUUCAAACCUGAGCCAAAGCCAAGAAAAUCAAAGAAGCCGAAAAAGUCAACUGAUAGUGAGACCAGCCCAAGUGCUGAGCGAAUAGAUGAGUCAGCUGCCGCUAUUGUAGUGUCAUCUAAAAAGGACAAGAAAACGGCUUGGUCGGUUUUGGAAAAUAAAGAAACUGUGGUCGAGACAACUGUAACGAAACAAAUUGUUGAACCUGUUGUUGAGAUUAUUCAGCCGGUAGAAUCAGUUUCAGCUCCUUCAAGGAAAGAUAAAAAACAAAAACCAGUCAUCGAAAAGGACUCUCCAAGGUCAGAAGAAAAGCUUGUGGAAGUGGCCCCAGUCGCUCCAACCAGAAAGGAUAAGAAACAGGCCAAAACGGUUGUGCAGGAGCCCGUUACCAAGAAAUCAAAUGAGCCAUUGGUUAAAAAUGCAACUGACAAGCAAGCUGUUACUGAAUCAAAAUCGGAGGUUCCUCAAGUUUCAGCUGAUGUUGUAAAACAGGAAAAGAAGCAGGCGAAAAUUGUUGUAGAAAAAGAAAUUGUUAAUACCAAAUUGGUAGAGCCUGUCAUUGAGAAAAAGGUUGACGAGGUAGAACAAGUAAAACCUCUGGCUCCAGCUGCACCUUUAAAGAAGGAGAAGAAGAAGUCCAAGACAGUUAUUGAAAAGGUUGAUCCUGUCAUUGAAAAAGAAAUUGUCCUACCAUCUGUGAUUGAAAUUGUAGAGCCUCAGGCUACUUCUAUUAAUUCCAAAAAGGAAAAGAAACAGUCCGAAACUAUUGUGGAAACUUCAAUUAUUACCCAAAGCGUGGAACCAGUUCCUCAACCAGAAGUUCCUGCACCAGUACCCACGAAGAAGGACAAAAAGCGUUCGAAGAAGGAACCAAAGCAGGAUGAUAUUAAAAUUCUUUCAACAAAUACAACCGAAUCAUCAGAUUUCACCGUUAAAGGCAGUGUAGUGACUGAGAAUAUAGUUUCUGUUCAGAACUUAGUUGAACCAAUUACUGAAAAAACUGAAGAACAAGAAUCAGUAAUUGAACUGGCUAUUCCAAUUGAAAAUGUUUCGUCAGAUCUAGUAAUUAAUGCCCCAGAAAAUCUAACUCAAUCGACAAAGAACGCAACAGCAUCUAUUGAGGUCACCCCCGUCGAUAUUCAGGAGACCAUUAUCGAAGGCGAGCCUACGGUCACUACAUCAACUAAUACAAUCUCAACGGAAAGUGGAACUACAACCAUUACAACGCGAACAAUAACUAAGCACAUUACCAAGCGCAUAGUGAAGCGUAUUGUAGAUGGCAAGGAAGAGAUUGUCGAGGAAGAUGUCAUCGAUGAUUUGCCUGAAGAGAACAUAUCUGUUGAGCAAUAUAACCUUCCAACAAUUGAAACCAGCACAAAUGAGGUACCUAUUGAUGUGACUGGAUUCUCUACAACUCAGGACACAAUCGUGCAACAGGGAUCGAUAACCAAGACUGUUAUUACCAAGACAAAGCGCAUCCUGAAGCGCAUUACCGAAGACGGGGAAGAAGUAAUUGAGGAGGUCUUUGAGGAUGAACCCGAGGUAGAGCGCGAUGUGACUGUGCUGCCUACCACCGUGAUCACUUCAUUAGAAGUCAUUGAGGAUGCGGCCCAAAAUGUGGUUGAAGAAGUCUUAAAACAAGCUGAGGAAAUAACGCAGCAGGAAUUACCAAAAUCGAGCCUGGGCAAAAUUCAAGCAGAGCAGAAACCAGUUGAAGUGGCAAGACCUGUUAAGCCUGAAGUAACCAAUGAGGUUGUGACUAAGAUUACAACUGAGCAGGAGGUAAAGACGCCGCAGAAGCCUUCGAGAAAGGAUAAGAAGAAGCAAAAGAAGUUGGAGAACAAACAAGAAGCUCCUAUUGAGCAGAACGUUUUCGAAAUUGUCGAGCCCCAACCGGAAAUCACAGAGCCCCUGAACUUAACAAGUGCAAUUACCACGGAUAAUAAUACAAAUUUGUCGUCCGAGCAAACCAUUGUCAGCGAUGAUAGCGGCCUCAUUAAAACAACAGUUAUCCGUACAACAAAAAUCGUAAAGAAAAUCAGCAGCAGUCAACAUGAAAGUCAAGAGAUGACCUCUUCGACGCAUUCAGAUGCACCUUCAUCUCUUGGCUCUUACGAUUUGGCAGACGAAGCAAUCGAAUCUCCAAAGAUAGAAAAAUCUGAAACGAAUAGCCGGGAAAUAAGCGAUGAGGGAGUUGUCAAAACAACUAAGACCACAACAACUAAAACCAUCAAAUCUCCCAAGGUGGAAGAAGUCCAAGUGGAACCAUCAUUGGAUGUGUCGUCCGGCUCGGUAAUUGUUUCACCAGUUGUUGAAGAGCCUGAGGAAGGUGGUGUAAUCAAAACAACUAUUGUGCGUACCACAAAGAUCGUCAAAAAGAUUUCUCAGGAGAGCGAAAAUAUCAGCGAGACAAGCAGCGAAGCCGAGAUUUCCCUACCGAUUGUUGAGACAGUCUUGCAAGACGCUCCAAUUGUAGCCGAAUCUGUUACAACUGAAUCAAACAGUGAGGGCAUAACUAAAACCACAACAACGCGAACAACAAAGGCUGUGUCCAAAAUUGUAAGUGAAGAAGAAGUUCUUAACCUUCCGAGCGUUCCUGUGGCCCCUCUUGAAUCGGAGGAUGAAGCUGUUGAGCUGCCAGAGGUCCCGAAUGCCCCCAUUGAUCCGCUGGAUAAGGUUUUGAUAGCGGCAACAACUAUUGAUGUUCCUAAAGUUAAGCAAGUAAAAUCUUCAGUCGUGGACUUUAUUGCUGCAGAGCAGUAUGCGUCGGAACAAUUAACUAAGCCGGAACCAAUUGUUUCCCAGGCUCCAGAUAUCGAGGAAGACCUUAUUCCAGUUGAAGAGUUUACGGUUUCGGAGCCUGAAUCUUCUGGGGUUGGUGAUGUCGUCAAGACUACAAUUGUUCGAACAACUAAAAUUGUCAAGAAGGUAUCCCAAAACACCGAACAAAGUGUUGGUGUAAUCGAUAGUGUUUCCAAUUCGGAACCCAAGGAAUCGGAACCAGAGGAACCUGCUGAGAAGACCAGCGUUGGUGUAACAAAGACAACAACCGUGCGUACUAAGAAGAUCGUAAAGAAACUGAAUGAAGAUGGCGAAACGACCACAGAGGAGACCAGCACCGCCAGUGAACCAGUGACUGUGCGGGAAACUUCACCAACUAUUUCGGAAGAACCGAGCGAAACUUCAACCACAUCUAGUCAAAUCGAUGGUGCAAUUAUCAAGACUACUACGAUUCGGACAAUGCGCAUCACAAAGAGGGUAGCCAAUGACGGUCGAAUUCUGCUCACCGAGAGUGAGUCACCUCGUGAUGUGGUUGUGACGUCAAGCAUUGAGAUGCCCGAUCAGAGACCAGUUAGUCCGGCUGUGACCUCGCGUCCAAGCUCUCCUGCUAGGACGUCUAGUUCCGAACUAGUGUUGGGUUCAAACAUACAGUUAGGAUUAAAGGACAGCCCGACUGGGGUCAAGGUUAUUGGUAUUGAAACAAGCACUGUAGAGUUGCCGAAGUUUGGCGAACAGCAAUAUGCUGAAACCACAACGAAUGGGGCUAUUAGCAAGACGGAUAGUAUUACCACUACUACAACGACUACCAAGAACACGAUACUUACGACUACCCAACGACGAAGCUUCGAAACCGAAGAUGGCACAAAUGUUCUUUUCGUGGGAGAAGGCAUUGACGGUGCAUAUCCACCGGGCACAGUGCAAAAAAUUUCCCUAAUUACUCAUGAAGAGAAACUGAAGACACCUAUCGUGAAAAUGCAUCUUGAUUUUCCGGAGGUUAGUCUUCGGGUGACAGAGACUGUGACUGAAAAUGUGGAGUCCCUGCAAAGAACAGCCGAGACUAUUGAGAAUACCGUGAUUGACGUAGUCGAAUUGUCAAAACCUGAUGUCCCAGAAGCAGUAGAACCCAAAUCAGACCCCACUCCCCAGCUAGUCGCACAACCUACCCAAUCAGAUGAAGUCAUCAUAGCCUUAGAAGCAACCCCGUCAGUUGUCCCCGAGAGUAGCCCUGAAGAAUUAAGCCCUGAAGAGCAAAAGCUUUUCGAGGACAUUCAGAAAAAACUUUCUAAGAAAGAUAAAAAGAAGCGUCCCGCUAUUCCGGAGGAGUUUAUUAGGCAAGAAACGGUGCAGGUCAUUCUAGAGGAAAGCAAAGGUAAUGAAGUUAUUAAUGUCCCUUCUGUAGUUGAAAAACUGACCGAUGUAGUUGAACCCUUAGUUAAACAAGAAUCCAUAGUAGAAGAUGCGCCAAUUCCUAAAGGGGUCUCUAUCCCAACAAAUCAAAAAGUCCACGAAUAUAUUCAGCCAAUUCCUCUUAUGGAAUCCGAGAAAUUGAUUACCAACAUUACUCAAGACACUUCUUUAAUCUCCACUGUCAAGUUGAUCGAGCAAACGAAGUCAGACAUUCUUUAUCACGAGUCUUUAACUAAAGUUGUCCCUGUAACGCCUCAAGAAGAAGUCCCAGUAGAAAUUCCAUGUGAAACUCAGUCAAGUCCUGCUCCUACUAAUAUUGCUAAUCAAAUUGUUCCUGCCCAACCAAGCGCAUUAAUUGCUGAAGCAUUUGUGGCUAACACGGUAAGCACUUUAAAUAUAAUAACUAAUAUUGAAAAAAUGUAUCCCCUUGAUAAAAUAUUUGAAAUUCCCAAAUUUGAUAUUUCAAAACAAAAUAUUGCUGAGGGUAAUUAUCACAUAAUCAAAUCUAAAGCUUGGGAAAUUAAACAAUCAAAUCCUACCCCAAUUGAACCUGAAUCGCAAGCAAAGACGGUAAGCUUUGCCGAUGAAACUGAAACGAAAAUUGAAACUACCGUCACCAACAUGGGUUCAACAACGACACUGGUUACUGACGUACCUCAACAAACCGAAAAUGUUCCUGCUAUUUAUAACUUCGAGGUCCCCAAAUUUGACAUAUUUAUGCUUAAUAAGGCUGAAGCUAGACAGAAAAUAUAUGAAGCCGCAAUUGCUCAAACAGAAACUAAUUCAAAAACAAUUCAAAAUUCUGCAACCGAAGAAAUCAUUUCCACUGAUGUACCAAUUGAAAAAGAGAUUAAACAGGCUGAAGAACCUGAAAAAACUGAAACCUUGCGGAAAUUAGUGCCGCCAUCUGAGGAACCAGUUCAUGAACAACAACCUGACGUCACGAUUGUCGAUGAAGCAGUCAAUUCGGAGACAAUUAAGGAGGAAACUAAGACAGUUACAAGAGUUACCACCACAACAGUUACUACAGAGAUCACAAGCGCAACUUCUACUACCGACGAUCAGGAGGAACCAGUUCCUGAGCCACAAACGAAUGUCACGCUGGUCGAAGAAGUAGAACAGUCUGAGCCAAUUGUUGAAGCUCCGAUCGUGGAUGAAACUAAAACAAUUACAACGGUCACCACAACAACAGUUACUACGGAGUCUGCCAGCGAAAGUGCUAUUCCAGAGGAACCAAAGAAAACUAAUGAAUCGAAAAAGAAACCUGGGGAGCCCACAAAACCAGCUUAUGCCGGUCUUCCCGUGGACGACUCUUCCAGCUCUUGGAUGGAUGUUUUGGAUGAGCCAAUGAACUUCUCUGAUGAUGAAGAAAUUGAAGAAAAGACGCCAUUGGCGCCAUUUAAAAAUGUAGUGGACACUCUUGGAUCCGAUCUAGUGGAAACUAUCGUUGAGACUGAAGUUGUACCAGUUCUUGAGCCACAAACGAAUGUCGAAGUAGUAGAUCAGUCUCAGCCAAUUAUUGAAGCCCCGAUUGUGGAUGAGACCAAAACAAUUACAACAGUUACCACCACAACAGUUACUACUGACUCUACAAGCGAAACUUCUAUUCCGGAGGAACUCAAGAAAACUGUUGAACCGGAAAAGAAACCUGAGGAGCCCAAAAAACCAGCUUAUGCCGGUCUUCCCGUGGACGACUCUUCCAGCUCUUGGAUGGAUGUUUUGGAUGAGCCAAUGAACUUCUCUGAUGAUGAAGAAAUUGAAGAAAAGACACCUUUGGCGCCAUUUAAAAAUGGAGCCGAUCUAGUUAAGGUUGAAACUAUCGUUGAGACUGAAGAUGUAGCAGUUCUUGAGCCACAAACGAAGGUCGAAGUAGUAGAACAGUCUGAACCAAUUGUGGAAGCUCCGAUUGUGGAUGAAACCAAAACAGUUACAACGAUCACCACCACAAUAGUAACUACCGAGUCUACAAGCGAAACUUCUAUUCCGGAGGAACCCAAGGAAACUGUUGAACCGGAAAAGAAACCUGAGCAGCCCAAAAAACCAGCUUAUGCCGGUCUUCCCGUGGACGACUCUUCCAGCUCGUGGAUGGAUGUCUUGGAUGAGUCAAUGAACUUCUCUGAUGAUGAAGAAAUUGAAGAAAAGAUACCUUUGGCACCAUUUAAAAAUGGAUCCGAUCUAGUUAAGGUUGAGACUGUUAAACCUUCUCAAGAGGAAGAAAAGCCAGAAUUAUCAAGUACUUCUUUGUCAACUGUUGAGAACAUCACCGAGCUUGGAACUAAAAAAUUAAUCACUGAGACUGUAAAUACUGAAACUGUGCAGACUCCUCUGGCGCCUUUUGGAGUCAUUCCGGAAUCUCCAGUUACUCCGACUGCAGACGAUGCGCUUAUUAGUGAAGCUCCCAUUGUUGAGGACACCAAAACAAUUAGAACCGUCACCACCACAACAGUUACCACUGAGUCUACGAGCGAAAGUGAUAUUCCCGAGGAACCCAAGGAAACUGUUGAACCGGAAAAGAAACCUGAGGAGCCCAAAAAACCAGCAUAUGCCGGCCUUCCUGUGGACGACUCUUCCAGCUCUUGGAUGGAUGUUUUGGAUGAGCCAAUGAACUUCUCUGAUGAUGAAGAGGAACCAGUUCCUGAGCCAGUUGUAGAACAGUCGGAGCCAAUUGUUGAUGCACCGAUUGUGGAUGAGACCAAAACAAUUACAACAGUUACCACCACAACAGUUACUACUGAGUCUACCAGUGGAACGGCUAUUCCCGAACAGUCCAAGAAAACCAAACUAGUUUCUGAGCCACAAGAGGAAGUAGUAGAUAAAUCUGAGACAAUUGUUGAUGCUCAGAUUGAAGACGGAAUCAAGACAAUUGAAACAGCUAUCACCACAGUUACAACUGAGAUCAUUAGCGAGACUGAGGAACCGAGGGAAACUGAAACUCUUUCUGUUGAUACACAGUCCAUUGGUAAUGUGAUCGAACAAGAAACAUUAUUGGAGAAACCGCUAGAGGGUCCUAUUGAUACCUGGUCCAGUGUCUUGGAGGACACAAUUCCUAAUACCGGAAGCCUUGGCUUCACAUCAACCUUAUCGGCGGAUGCUCCUGAAUUUACUCCAUCUUAUCUAAGACAUACCUUCUCCAACCAAACUCAUACGUUCCUUGCAAAUGAAAGAGUAUACAAUGAAUUUAUUCCAAGGAAUAGGUCAGAACAAACUAUUGUGCCUCAACAAAAGCCCAAAAAGGCAAAACCAUCGAAGCGACAGAACAAGAAGGUAGAAACAAAAGAAGAAGUUCGCGAUGUCCAACCUGUUCAGGAAACAUAUGUUUCGGAACCGAUAGAAAUAACUGAAGAGGUGGAGAAUGUUUGGACCAAGAACAGAGACGGAAAAUCCUAUGCUGACGUGUUACUCAACUCUGGCGUUACUAGCGAUGUUGUCACAGCUGAAGAAAUCCAAUCCAAACCAGCUGUAGUCGACACCAAGCCCCAGGAGCGGAGAAAGAAAACAAAGGCCGAAAAACGCCAGACAGUUGAGCAAGUUCUUGAACUGUCUUCACCAAGCACUGAAAGCGACAAAUCUAAGCCAAAUAGCGAUAGCGAGCAGUCCAAGCAAACGACAGAAAGCGAACUAUCCAAACCAACAACCGAAAGUUCAAAGGAACUGUCUUCUGAUGAGAAGGAUGUUUCGAGCACCUCCGAGCUGACAUGGUCAGCUCUUGUGCGUAGACCUGGCGAAUGGUCAGACACAACCGUAGUCAAGAAAGAAGUCACCCACACGGCUGUCUCAUCUGAGGACAAACCUCGUCGGAAAGAAAAGGAAGAACCCAAGAAACCGACAAAGGCCAAAAAAUCCAAGAAGUCAAAGAAACCAUUUGUUGAACCAGUCUCGACCACAUCUGAAGACGAGCAAGCUGAGCAUGUUGCGCCUGUAAUUGUUGAAGCUAAACCUGUACCAGAAGAGAAGAAACCGGAUCAAGAAAGAAGUGAUAAGGAACAGGGUAGUAGUGCAUUCUCCUGGGCCUCACUUGUUAAAAGGCCUGGCGAAUGGAUUGACAAUACUGUUACGCAUAUUAAGACAGCUGUAGCUUCUUCAACAGACGUCAAAGAACCAAUUAAAAAAGAGCAUGAAAAACCACAGAAGCCCAAAAAGCAGAAGUCGAAGAAAAAGCCAGAGUCAAAACCCACUCCCGUAGCAGAACCGGAAUCUGAAUUAAGCAGUGAACCGACUGAAGAAAUUGCUGUUCUGGACGAGGUGGUCAAUGUAAAACCCAUCGAAAACACAGGAAACGCCUUCUCUUGGGCAUCUCUGGUGAAGAAGCCAGGCGAGUGGGUCGACGACAUAGCUGCCCGUAAAAAGCCAGUUGAGACCCAAAAGGAGGAGCGCAAGGAAGAAGCCCAGCCACGGAAAGAACGCAAAACACAAAAAAUUGAGGCAAGGCCUCAGAUUGAAAACAUCACCAAGCGUAAAAUCAAAGAGGAAGUUCGAGAGCCUAAAAUUAUUCAGUCGACUCCAGAUGAUAGUGAUGUGGUUGAGGUAUUACCAUCUAGAGAUGAAAACACAAUUACGUGGGCUAAAAUCGCUAGUCAAAUUGAUCAUAUGACCGACUUGGCACCAAAGGCUAAAAAGGAGAUAAAGCAGAAACAACCUGAACCCCUUAAACAGCAAGUUAAAGCCGAUCGAUUAGAGAAACAAACAAAGACAAGGUUGCCUGCCGUAUCUCUAGAUGUCAGUAAAGGUCAGAAUGAAAGCGGUCGCUCAUGGUCCUCAACAGUUAGUCAUCAAGUCACUGAUUUUAUUGAAGCUGAAAGAAUUAAACCAGCUCCUAAAACUAAUACGGAAAAACCCAAGCCGAAGGCUGAAACCAAAAUUUCUACAAAGACGGAGGAACUUUCGCGAGACUUAGAAAGCUCACCAGUUUCCGAAAUACCAGAAAAUAAAACUCAGAGGUCGUGGGCUGAAAUGAUUGAUGAUGGCUCGGAGGAUGUGGUUGUUGAACAGAAAUCCUGGAAGGAACUAAUAGAAGACGAAGUAGAGAUUCCACUUCUUCCUGAGAAUGGAGACGAAGUCAACAUUAACAAGAUAAUUGAAAGCAUCCAAGUAAUGAAAUCAAAAACUGAUGAUGAAAAGACACCUUUGGCGCCAUUUAAAAAUGUAGUGGAUACUCUUGAAUACGACCAAGUUAAAGUUGAAACUAUCGUUGAGACUGAAGAUGUACCAGUUAUUGAGCCACAAACGAAGGUCGAAGUAGUGGAACAAUCUGAACCAAUUGUUGAAGCUCCAAUUGUGGAUGAAACCAAAACAAUUACAACGAUUACCACCACAAUAGUAACUACUGAGUCUACCAGUGAAACAUCUGUUCCCGAGGAACCCAAGAAAACUGAUGAACCGGAAAAAAAACCUGAAGAGCCCAAAAAACCAGCAUAUGCCGGUCUUCCCGUGGACGACACUUCCAGCUCGUGGAUGGAUGUUUUGGAUGAGCCAAUGAACUUCUCUGAUGAUGAAGAAAUUGAAGAAAAUACACCUUUGGCGCCAUUUAAAAAUGAAGUGGAUAAUAUUGGAUCUGAUCUAGUUAAGGUGGAAACUAUCGUUAAGACUGAAGAUGUAGAACUUCUUGAGCCACAAACGAAGGUCGAAGUAGUAGAAAAGUCUGAACCAAUUGUUGAAGCUCCGAUUGUGGAUGAAACCAAAACCAUUACAACAGUUACCUCCACAACAGUUUAUACUGAGUCUACGAGCGGAACUACUAUUCCGGAGGAACCAGUUCCUGAGCCACAAACUAAUAUCACGCUGGUCGAAGUAGUAGAACAGUCUGAGCCAAUUGUUGAAACUUCCAUUGUGAAUGACACCAAAACAAUUACAACGGUCACCACCACAACAGUAACUACUGAAACCAGUGAAACACCUAUUCCCGAGAAACCCAAGGAAACUGUUGAACCGGAAAAGAAACCUGAGGAGCCCAAAAAACCAGCAUAUGCCGGUCUUCCUGUGGACGACUCCUCCAGCUCGUGGAUGGAUGUUUUGGAUGAGCCAAUGAACUUCUCUGAUGAUGAAGAAAUUGAAGAAAAGACACCUUUGGCGCCAUUUAAAAAUAUAUCCGAUCUAGUUAAGGUUGAAACUGUCGUUGAGACUGAAGAUGUAGCAGUUCUUGAGCCACAAACGAAGGUCGAAGUUGUAGAACAGUCUGAACCAAUUGUUGAAGCUCCGACUGUGGAUGAAACCAAAUCAGUUACAACGAUCACCACCACAACAGUAACUACUGAGUCUACAAGCGAAACUUCUAUUCCGGAGGAACCCAAGAAAAUUGUUGAACCGGAAAAGAAACCUGAGGAGCCCAAAAAACCAGCAUAUGCUGGUCUUCCCGUGGACGACUCUUCCAGCUCGUGGAUGGAUGUGUUGGAUGAACCAAUGAACUUCUCUGAUGAGGAAGAGGAACCAGUUCCUGAGCCACAAGUAAAUGUCACGGAGGUCGUAGUAGUAGAACAGUCUGAGCCAAUUGUUGAAGCUCCGACUGUGGAUGAAACCAAAUCAGUUACAACGAUCACCACCACAACAGUAACUACUGAGUCUACAAGCGAUACUUCUAUUCCGGAGGAACCCAAGAAAACUGUUGAAUUGGAAAAGAAACCUGAGGAGCCCAAAAAACCAGCAUAUGCUGGUCUUCCCGUGGACGACUCUUCCAGCUCGUGGAUGGAUGUUUUGGAUGAGCCAAUGAACUUCUCUGAUGAUGAAGAAAUUGAAGAAAAGACACAUUUGGCGCCAUUUAAAAAUAUAUCCGAUCUAGUUAAGGUUGAAACUGUCGUUGAGACUGAAGAUGUAGCAGUUCUUGAGCCACAAACGAAGGUCGAAGUAGUAGAACAGUCUGAACCAAUUGUUGAAGCUCCGACUGUGGAUGAAACCAAAUCAGUUACAACGAUCACCACCACAACUGUAACUACUGAGUCUACAAGCGAAACUUCUAUUCCGGAUGAACCCAAGAAAACUGUUGAACCGGAAAAGAAACCUGAGGAGCCCAAAAAACCAGCAUAUGCUGGUCUUCCCGUGGACGACUCUUCCAGCUCGUGGAUGGAUGUGUUGGAUGAACCAAUGAACUUCUCUGAUGAGGAAGAGGAACCAGUUCCUGAGCCACAAGUAAAUGUCACGCAGGUCAUAGUAGUAGAACAGUCUGAACCAAUUGUUGAAGCUCCGAUUGUGGAUGAGACCAAAACAAUUACAACGGUUACCACCACAACAGUUACUACUGAGUCUACGAGCGAAAGCGCUAUUCCUGAGGAACCAGUUCCUGAGCCACAAACAAAUGUCACGCAAGUCGAAGUAGUUGAACAGUCUGAGCCAAUUGUUAAUGACACCAAAACAAUUACAACGGUCACCACCACAACAGUAACAACUGAGUCUACCAGCGAAAGUGCUAUUACGGAGGAACCUAAGAAAACUGUUGAACCGGAAAAGAAACCUGAGGAGCCCAAAAAACCAGCAUAUGCCGGUCUUCCUGUGGACGAUUCCUCCAGCUCGUGGAUGGAUGUUUUGGAUGAGCCAAUGAACUUCUCUGAUGAUGAAGAAAGUGAAGAAAAGACACCUUUGGCGCCAUUUAAAAAUGUAGUGGAUACUAUUGGAUCCGAUUUAGUUAAGUUGCAAGCGAUCGUUCAGAUUGAAGAUGUAUCAGUUCUAGAGCCACAAACGAAGGUCGAAGUAGUAGAACAGUCUGAACCAAUUAUUGAAGCUCCGAUUUUGGAAGAGACCAAUACAAUUGUGGAUGAGACCAAAACAAUUACAACGGUUACCACCACAACGGUUACUACAGAGUCUACCAGCGAAACUGCUAUUCGGGAGGAAGCCGAUGAAUCGGAAAAGAAACCUGACGAGCCCAAGAAAUCAGCAAAUGUCGGUCUGGCCGUGUUGGAUGUUUUGGAUGAACCAAAGACUUUCCCAGAUAAUGAGAGGGAACCGGUACCGAAGUCUGUGCCAACUAAUAAAGUUCCGACUGUGCUGGAAGCAAAGGCAAUUACUACCGUUAAACCUAGUAAAACCAAAGAGCUUGAGAAACCCGAAGAAAAUCCUGUGGAGGCCAAGGCAAUACCUUUAAAAUCAGCACCCUCCAAUGUGUGGGAACUGCAUUCAUCAUACGCUGAUGUUCUAAGGCACACUGUGGACUUUAUUAGCUUGGAAAAGAAGAAUGUAGAAAUCCCAAAUGAACCCAAACCUGAUAAAGGCAAUUCAACAAGAGAACCUGCUACAAUUGAAGUCCCAAAGAAGGCAAAAACCAAGAAAGAAAAAUCGUCGAAGAAGCCUAAAGAAAUAGAAAAUAUAGCUGCUGAGACCAAAGUGAUACCGGUCGUAGAAGAAUCACCAACGGCCGAAAUAACAUCUUCUUGGUCAGCUAUUGUUGAUGAGGAUUUAAGUGAUAACGUUGAAGCGAAUCUGCCCAGUAUCGGUAAUGCUUUGUGGUCUUCAGUUGUGCGGCAAGGUGUCCAUGAUAAUACAGCUUUAGAAAUAACCUCAAAACAACCACAACAACAACUCAAAAAAGAAAUAUUUACUGAAACUACACCUGAAAAACCAGAGACUCAACUGAAGUCUACAGGCGUUCAAGACUUCAUCGUUCAAGAACAAAUCUUCUCAACUGCGGUAAAUGGAAAACAUAAAAAACAAAAGUCAAGGAAAAAUAAGAAAACUUCCAAUGCGGAACCUAUAACAGAACCCGAUUUGGAAGUGACUCCAGUUCAAGAACUCGUUGCAGUUUCCACAGUUCUUGAGGAAGUUACUCCUGAGCUACAACCGGAGCUUUAUCCAGUCACUGCAGCCCCGUUACAACCUCUGUCCUGGUCGUCAAUAGUUUCUCAAACAACCGAAGUCACUAAAACUAUCACCGAUACUCGCCUCGCCGAUGAACCUGAUUUGCAGAAACCUUCAGAACUCAAGCCCAAAAAGCAAAAGGUAAAGAAGGAAAAGCAACCAAAGGCGGAACUUGUUCAAGAGCGCGUUGAUGUAACUGCAGUUCCUGAACCUACAGUUGAGAAGGUCAUAGUGGAAGAACCUGCUGUUGAGGUAAUAACUGUUGAUGAAGUAACUCCUGCGCCACAACCGAAACCCACUCCAGCUACUGAAGGCGCCCCAUUACAACCUCUGUCCUGGUCGUCAAUAGUAACUCAAACAACAGAAGUCAGUACAAAUAUCUCCGAGACUCGCAUCACCGAAGAACCUGGACAUAAGAAACCUACCGAUGAAAAGCCUAAACAACAAAAGUCAAGGAAGGAUAAGAAACCUAAGGAGGACCCGGUUCAAGAGUGCGUUGUUGUGACUGCAGUUCCUGAACCUGUAACCACAGUUGAAGAGCCUGCUGUUGAGGUAACAACUGUCGCUAAAGUUACUCCCGAGCCACAACCAGAACACACUCCAGUCACUGCAGACGCCCCAUUACAACCUCUGUCCUGGUCGUCAAUAGUUUCUCAAACAACGGAAGUCGAAACAAAUAUCACCGAAGCUCGCAUCACCGACGAGUCUGAAGAUCAGAAACCUACUGACGAAAAGCCUAAUAAGCAAAAGGCAAAGAAAGGGAAGAAAUCUAAGGUGGAUCCUGUUCAAAAGCCCGUUAUUAAAUCUGAAAUUCCUGAACCUGUUGUUGAACCCAUUGUUGAAGUGACCAUAGUUGAUCAACCUGUUGUUGAGGUGACCACUUUCGUCGAAGUAACUCCUGAGCAGAAACCUAGUCCAUCUUCUGAAGACGCCCCAGUAAAACCUCUGUCCUGGUCGUCAAUAGUUUCUCAUGAUUCAGAAGUCACUACACACCUCACCCAGACUCAUAUAGCCGAUGAUCAGAAACCUAUAGUGGAAAAGCCUAAAAAGCAAAAGGCAAAGAAGGAAAAGAAACCUAAGGAGGAUGAAGUGACUGCAAUUCCUGAACCUGUAGUCGAAGUGACCAUUGCGGAGCCCGCUGUUGAAGUAACCACUGUCACCGAAGUUACUCCCGAACCCACUUCAGUAACUGAAGACACCCCAUUGCAACCUCUGUCCUGGUCGUCAAUAGUUUCUAAAAAAACAGAUGUAACUUCAAAAAUCACCGAUGAACCUGAUCUCCAGAGACCAACAGAAGUCAAUCUUAAAAAGCAAAAGGCGAAGAAGGAAAAGAAACCUAAGGAGGAUCCUGUUCAAGAGAGCGUUCCUGAGAUUGCAAUUCCUGUACUUGAUACCGCUCUCGUCGAAGCAACUCCUGAGCCACAAUCGGCACUCACUCCAGCUACUGAGGGAACCCCAUUACAAACUCUGUCCUGGUCGUCAAUAGUUUCUCAAACUACGGAACUCAUUUCAACCGUUACCGAUACUCAUAUCGCCAGUGAACCUGGAUAUAAGGAACUCACAGAUGAAAAGCCUAAAAAGCAAAAGUCAAAGAAGGAAAAGAAACCCAAGGUGGACCCUGUUCAAGAACUCGUUGUUGAGACUGCAAUUCCUGAGCCUGUAGUUGAAAGGACCUCAAUUGAAGAACCUGCUGUCCAGGAGUCCACUGUCGUCGAAUUGGCCCCUGAGCCACAGCCGGAAGCUAUUGCAUUAUCUGAAGAAGCCCCAACACAGCCUCUGUCCUGGUCGUCUAUUGUUUCUCAAACAACGGAAGUCACUACAAAUAUCACCGAUACUCACAUCACCAAUGAACCGGAACAUCAGAAACCUACGGAAGUAAAGCCGAAAAAGCAAAAGACAAAGAAGGAAAAGAAACCCAAGGUUGACCCUGUUGAAGAUCCCGUUGUUGAGACUGCAAUUCUUGAACCUGUGGGUGAAACAAUCACAGUUGAAGAACCUGAUGUCGAGGUGACCACUGUUGUCGAAGUUACUCCUAAGAAACAGCCGGAAACUCCUGCAUUAUCUGAAGUAGCCCCAUCACAGUCUCUGUCCUGGUCAUCUAUUGUUUCUCAAACAACGGAAGUCACUACAAAAAUCACAGAUACCCACAUCGCCCAUGAACCCGAACAUCAGAAACCUACAGAAGUAAAGCUGAAAAAGCAAAAGACAAAGAAGGAAAAGAAACCCAAGGUUGACACUGUUCAAGAGCCCGUUGUUGAGACUGCAAUUCUUGAACCUGUGGUUGAAACAAUUGUAGCUGAAGAACCUGCUGUUGAGGUGACCACUGUUGUCGAAGUUACUCCUGAGCCACAACCGGAACCCACUCCAGUUUCCGAAGUAGCCCCACUACAACCUUUGUCUUGGUCGUCAAUAGUUUCUCAAACAACAGAAGUCACUACAAAUGUCACCGAGAUUCAAAACGAAAAUGACUCCGCAGUUCAGAAGCUUACAGAAGUCAAGCCUAAAAAGCAAAAGACAAAGAAGGAAAGGAAACCUAAGGAGGACCUCGUUCAAGAGUCUGUUGAUGAGAUUGCAAUUCCUGAACCUGUAGUUGAAAAGCCCAUACUUAAAGAACCUGCUGUCGAGGUAACCACUGUCGUCGAAGUGGCCCCUGAGCCACAACCGGAACCCAUUGCAUUAUCUGAGGUAGAACAAUCACAGUCUCUGUCCUGGUCGUCUAUUGUUUCUCAAACAAAGGAAGUCACCGAGACCCGCAUCGCCAAUGAUUAUAAGGAUCACACACCUACCGACGAAAAGCCGAAAAAGCAAAAGGUAAAGAAGGAAAAGAUAUUUAAGGAGGACCCUGUUCAAGAUGUGGUUGUCACUGCAAUUCCUGAACCAGCAGUUGAUGUAAGCAUAGUUGAAGAACCUGCUGUUGAGGUAAUCACUAUUAUCGAAGUUACUCCUGAGCCACAACCGGAACCCACUCCAGUUGCUGAAGUAGAUCCAUUACAACCUCUGUCCUGGUCGUCAAUAGUUUCUCAAGCAACCGAAGUCACUUCAAAUAUCAACGAACCCAAUGAGCAGAAACCUACAGAAAAACAGCCCAAAAAGCAAAAGCCGAAGAAGGAAAAUAAAUCCAAGGUGGUUCUUGUUCAAGACACUAUAGUUGAGUGUGCUAUUCCUGAACCUGUUGUUGAACCCAUUGUUGAAUUGACCGUUGAUGAACCUGUUGUAGAGGUGACCAAUGUCGUUGUAGUAACUCCUGAGCCACAACCGGAACCUACUCCAGCUACUGAAGGAACUCCAUUACAGCCUCUGUCCUGGUCGUCAAUGGUUUCCCAAACUGAAGAAGUCACGACAACCGUUACUGAGACUCUUAUCGCCGAUGAUCACAAACCUACAGAGGAAAAGCCUAAAAAGCAAAAGGCAAAGAAGGAAAAGAAACCUAAGGAGGAACAUGUUCAAGUGCGCGAUGUUGUGACUGCAAUUCCAGAACCUGUUGUUGCAGUGACUAUACCUGAAGAACACGCUGUUGAGGUAACCACUGUCGGCGAAGUUACUCCCGAGCCACAACCGGAACCCACUUCAUUUACUGAAGACGCGUCAUUACAACCUCUGUCCUGGUCGUCAAUAGUUUCUCAAGCAACGGAAGUCAGUACAAAUAUCACCGAGACUUGCAUCACCGAUGAACCUGAAGAUCAGAAGCCUACAGAAGAGAAGCCUAAAAAGCAAAAGGCGAAGAAGGAAAAUAAAUCCAAGGUGGUUCCUGUUCAAGAGCCUGUAGUUGAGUGUGCUCUUCCUGAACCUGUUGUUGAACCCAUUGUUGAAUUGACCGUUGUUGAUGAACCUGUUGUUGAGAUAACUACUGAUGUUGAAGUAACUCCUGAGCCGGAACCCAGUCCAUCUACUGAAGGCUCCCCAGUGUAUCCUCUGUCCUGGUCUUCAAUAGUUUCUCAAACUUCGGAAGUCACUUCAACCAUCACCGAGACUCAUAUUGGUGAUGAUCAAAAGCCUACAGUAGAAAAACCUAAAAAGCAAAAGGCAAAGAAGGAAAAGAAACCUAAGGAGGAGCCUGUUCAAGAGCAUGAUGUGGUGCCUGCGAUUCCUGAACCAGUAGUUGAAGUGACCAUUGUUGAAGAACCCGCUGUUGAAGUAACCACUGUCGUCGAAGUUACUCCCGAGCCACAACCGGAACCCACUUCGGUUACUGAGGCCGCCCCAUUGCAACCUCUGUCCUGGUCGUCAAUAGUUUCGCAGACAACAGAAGUCAGUACAAUUACCACCGAGACUAGCAUCACCGAUGAACCUGAAGAUCUGAAAUCUGCAGAAGAAAAGCCCAAAAAGCAAAAGGCGAAGAAGGAAAAUAAAUCCGAGGUGGUUCCUGUUCAAGAGCCCGUAGUUGAGUGUGCUGUCCCUGAACCUGUUGUUGAACCCAUUGUUGAAUUUACCGUUGAUGAUGAACCUGUUGUUGAGAUUACCACUGUCGUUGAAGUAUCUCCUCAGCCAGAACCCAGUCCAUCACAACCUCUGUCCUGGUCGUCAAUAGUUUCUCAAACUGCAGAAGUCACUACAUCCGAAACCGAGACUAAUUACGCCGAUAAACAAAAACCUACAGAGGAAAAGCCUAAAAAGCCAAAGGCAAAGAAGGAAAAGAAACCCAAGGUUGAGCCUGUUCAAGAGCCCGUUGUUGAGAGUGCAAUUCCUGAACCUGUGGUUGAAACAAUCAUAGUUGAAGAACCUGAAAUCGAGGUGACCACUGUAGUCGCAGUUGCUCCUAAGAAACAGCCGGAAACUACUGCAUUUUCUGAAGUAGCCCCAUCACAGUCUCUGUCCUGGUCGUCUAUUGUUUCUCAAACAACGGAAGUCACUACAAAUAUCACCGAUACUCACAUCACCAAUGAACCGGAACAUCAGAAACCUACAGAAGAAAAGCCGAAAAAGCAAAAGACAAAGAAGGAAAAGAAAGCCAAGGUUGUCCCUGUUCAAGAGCCCGUUGUUGAGACUGCAAUUCCUGAACCUGUAGUUGAAACAAUUAUAGUUGAAGAACCUGCUGUUGAGGUGACCACUGUUGUCGAAGUUACUCCUGAACCACAACCGGAACCCACUCCAGUUCCUGAAGUAGCUCCAUUACAACCUUUGUCCUGGUCGUCAAUAGUUUCUCAAACAACGGAAGUCACUACAAAUGUUAGCGAGGAUCGAAGCGCUGAUGAAAAGGAAAAGCAAAAGACAAUUAAGAUUGUUGAAGAUUCUCCUGCACCAAAAACAUCUGAAAUUCAAAUCCAGCCAAAUGUCACUCAAGACUUCAUAUUCCAUGAACAGAAAAUAGUGUCCACAACGGAAGAUAAAACUAAAAAACCAAAGCCAAAGAAGGAAAGGGAUUCCCUUAAGGUUGAGACUAUUCAGAAAACACCAGUAGAUGCAUUUGAAUCUGUAGAAAUAAAAGAACAGCCCGAAUUUGUUCCAUCACAGACUUUGUCUUGGUCAUCAAUAGUCUCCAAAGAAAUAAACGAACCAGAAAAGGUAACUGAAACGUUACCAAAUCCUUCGAAAUCUCAGGAUAUUCAUGACUUUAUUGCACAGGAACAAAAUUUCUCAACCGUUGUAAACGACAAAACCAAGAAACAGAAGCCCAGGAAGGAGAAGAAAACUGUGCAACCUAUUCAACAGCCUAUAUCAGAAGUCGUUUCUGUGACUAAAGAUUACACACGAGAAAGAGAAGUCGAACCUGAGCCGUUGCCAACUCAAACAUUGUCAUGGUCUUCUAUUGUUUCGCAUAAUAUUGAUUUAACUCCGUUUACGGAAACACGUGUCAUUGAAACAACCGAAGUGAUACCAAGUCCUCAGGAUGUUCAGGACUUCGUUCCCGUAGAUCGGGAGCUGGCAAUUAACGUUGAAGAAAGUCUAAAACUAAAACCGAAAAAAGAGAAAAAAAUGCCUAAGACUUCUUCUGAAAAACGAAUUAUUGAAACCACCGUUGUUUUAGAGAAGGAACCAGAGGAGGAUCGCAUUUCUGGAUCUUUAUCGCCCGAAUUCAAUAUUCAAUUGCCAGCACUGACAAAACCAUCUGUAUGGUCAUCAUCAGAGACCUAUGCCGAAGUAGUUAAGAAGUCUGGAUACUCCAAUAGUACAAACAUAAAGUAUCAGAAUCUUGAAUCGGACAAACAAAAAGUAAUUGCUCAUAGACCGCCGGUUGCCGAAGUGCAAACACAGGAAGUGCUUUUGGAGUUCCCCGAUCCCAUCAUUCCCCCAAUUGAAGAAGCGGAAACAAGCGACUAUCCGGAGAAACCAUCGCAAUUGUCCUGGAAGGAUUUAAUAGAUGAAGAUGAAUUAGAUCCUCCAGAGUCUUGGUAUCAGGAGGAAACAAUUGCCGUUGAAACUAAAUCCCAGGAAACAGUACCAGAAAGACAUUCGCGAAACAGAGAUAAACCAGUGAUCCAGAUUACCGAAGUAUUUACUGAAACCCAACAGCAGCCUGAGAUUGAUCAAGGAUUCCUCGAAAUUACUUCGAAGAAAAGAAAUCGCUCACGCUCCCGCUCACAACAAUCGCAGAUUUCGAACGUUGACGAAAAACCACAUAAGAAGAAGUCAAAGAAACCAAAGGAUAAGACGCAUACAACGCCAAUUCAAAAACCAGUAGAACCUGCCCAGGUUGUUAGUCCGCCUAAGGAAAUUGAGCAAUUCGAGGAAGAACGCAGUGCUCCAGUACCAGUUCGGGAACCGUCUCCAUCUCCUGCUCCUUCCCCUUACACCUCGGGUAUGUCAUGGGCUGCAAUAGCCGCACAUAAUGUACCAGAACCUGCUCAGAGAAUCAGACCCCUUGAAGCUGAGACCAAAACAACUGUUGUUGAAGACGUAAAGAAAUCAAUAAAAGAGCACACAGUAAGCAUUCCAAUUCAUUUGCAAACAACGGAGCCGAAGACUAAAAAACCAAAGCAAAAGUCGAAGCGUAAAUCACCAACUGAUGUGGUUGAUUUCAUAAAUGCGGAGAGAGUAAUUGCUCCCCAGCCUGUCCAAAAGGAGAAAAAAACCGUCGAUUUCAUCGAAGUCGAAAGCAAUCAGAAAACUCCUUUGGCUCCAUUUACUGAGCUUCCCCAAGAAACCAAAUUGGAUAAGAAGUCUGUAACACCACCGAAGGACGUCACUGUUACUUUAACUUCAACAGAAUUAAAAACACCUCUUGCUCCUUUUGCAAUAAUUGGCGAGACAAUUGACGAAUCCAAGUUAAUCGUAGACGCAACAGUAACCGAAAUUGAAACAGAAAAGGACGCGCUAGUCGCAGAAGAUGAAACCAAAACAAUUACUACGGUCACCACCACAACAGUUACCACUGAGACUACGAGCGAAAGUGCUAUUCCGGAGGAACCAGUUCCUGAGCCACAAACAAGUAUCACGCAAGUCGAAGUAGUUGAACAGUCUGAGCCAAUUGUGAAUGACACCAAAACAAUUACUACGGUCACCACCACAACAGUUACCACUGAGUCUACGAGCGAAAGUGCUAUUCCGGAGGAACCAGUUCCUGAGCCACAAACAAACGUCACGCAAGUCGAAGUAGUUGAACAGUCUGAGCCAAUUGUGAAUGACACCAAAACAAUUACUACGGUCACCACCACAACAGUUACAACUGAGUCUACCAGCGAAAGUGCUAUUCCGGAGGAACCCACGAAAAUUGUUGAACCGGAAAAGAAACCUGAGGAGGCCAAAAAACCAGCUUAUGCCGGUCUUCCCGUGGACGACUCUUCCAGCUCUUGGAUGGAUGUUUUGGAUGAGCCAAUGAACUUCUCUGAUGAUGAAGAAAUUGAAGAAAAGACACCUUUGGCGCCAUUUAAAAAUGGAUCCGAUCUAGUUAAAGUUGAAACUGUCGUUGAGACUGAAGAUGUAGCAGUUCUUGAGCCAAAAACGAAGGUCGAAGUAGUAGAACAGUCUGAUGCUUCGAUUGUGGAUGAAACCAAAACAGUAACAACGAUCACCACCACAACAGUAACUACUGAGUCUACAAGCGAAACUUCUAUUCCGGAGGAACCCAAGAAAACUGUUGAACCGGAACAGAAGCCUGAGGAGCCCAAAAAACCAGCAUAUGCCGGUCUGCCCGUGGACGACUCCUCCAGCUCGUGGAUGGAUGUUUUGGAUGAACCAAUGAACUUUUCUGAUGAGGAAGAGGAACCAGUUCCUGAGCCACAAGCAAAUGUCACGCUGGUCGAAGUGGUAGAACAGUCUGAACCAAUUGUUGAAGCUCCGAUUGUGGAUGAGACCAAAACAAUUACAACAGUUACUACUACAACAGUUACUACAGAGUCUACAAGCGAAACUUCAAUUCCUGAGGAACCCAAGAAAAUUGUUGAACCGGAAAAGCAACCUGAGGAGCCCAAAAAACCAGCAUAUGCUGGUCUUCCUGUGGACGACUCCUCCAGCUCGUGGAUGGAUGUUUUGGAUGAGCCAAUGAACUUCUCUGAUGAUGAAGAAAUUGAAGAAAGGACACCUUUGGCGCCAUUUAAAAAUGGAUCCGAUCUAGUUAAGGUUGAAACUGUCGUUGAGACUGUUAAACCUUCUCAAGAGGAAGACAAGCCAACAUUAUCAAGUACUUCUUUGUCGUCUGUUGAAAACAUCACCGAGCCGGAAACUAAAAAAGUAAUUACUGAGACUGUAAACACUGAAACUGUGCAGACUCCUUUGGCGCCUUUUGGAGUGAUUCCAGACUCUCCAGUUACUCCGAGUGCCGACGAUGCAUUUAUUUGUGAAACGUCCUACUGGUCGGCGACACUGAAACCAGGUCAAAAAUCAACAACAAUAACAACAGUUGAGACAACCGAGACGAAAACAGAUGAAAGCCAACCCAUUACAGUUACGAUUUCAAGCGAUGAAGUUAUUGAAGAAGUUGCCGUAAAAUCACCCACUGAUCAGCCAACAACUUGGUCAGCAAUUGUUCAGACCGAGACGACUGUAUUCCCAGCACCAGAAGAAAAAGAAUUGGAUGAGCAGACACCUGAUUGGUCUACUGUUGUUGUAAGCAAAACUACCGACUUCCAGGAGCCAAAGCAGCUAGAUAAUGUGGUAGAAACAGAGAACGUAACAACAACGAGCACAACUUAUGUUACAACAACAGUGACCACACAUAAGGAUGUUUCCAUCGUGGAGGACGACUCCGCAGCUACAUCCUAUGUGUCCACUGUGGUAACCAGUCAUAAGAAUGACUUGGCUUUGGAAGCAGAACCAGUUGAACCCAAAAUUAUUGAACUUACUAGGCCCGAACAACUCUACGAAAAUCUAUAUCGCGAAGGAUUCAAAUUGCAUCCCCAAUACGACUUGUUGCAGGGACAAUAUCAACAAUUACAGGUGGUAAGCAAACCGAACCCGGUUUUAAUUGAACCCGAGAAUGAAAUCGCCUUAAUAGAUGAUUAUGUGAUAAUUGAACCCGAAGCGAUACCCCAGUUAAAUUCCGAAAUACUUGCUUUCAAUCUCAAUCUCGACCAGCACAAUGUGUUGCCAAAGUCUCGUAUAGAUGUUGACACCAUUGCCCAGUUGCUCCCAAUCGAAAAGCCAGUUGAGGUUAUUGUAGAAUCCGAACCUGUAGUGAAGGAAACCCAGAUUGUAGAAAUUCUUGAGGACAAAUCAAUUGUAGAAUCUUCUAUUAAGCCUGUAGACGAUGAACUCCUUGUCCCUGAACCAACUCAACUCCCGACCAAUCCCAGUGAACUGCUCUGGCACCUCAGUCAAGACGAUUUCGUCAGACUCAUCAAUCACUAUACGAGAACGGCAGGCGAUCCUUUCGCAUUGCUGCCAAGGACAACCACAGACAAGACAAAAGCUCAGGUAACUCAAGACGAUAAGCAAAAGACUGACAGCAUUGCAGAAACUGUAGUGACAACCACGACCACGAUUACGGAUCGCGUUGUAGAAAAGACUGAACCAGAAGCAUCGUCACUACCAAUCAUUCCUACCGCCCAACCACUGGUUGCAUCACCGGUUAGCAACCUCGAUCAGUUGCGUCUGAAUCUGUCUCUGGACGACUGGCAGCCGGCCGGUGUCGAUGCAGAUUUGGCUGACAAUCUGUUUGAUAGACUGAAACGUGAUGAUGCUGCCAGUAGCGAAGCGGAACUCGACCAAGACAAGAAACAAAAGCAACCAGACGGUGCUGCUGAAAAACCAGACACAGACGUUCAUGACGGUGACGAUGAUGACGAUGACGAUGAUGACGACGACGACGAUGAUGACGACGAUGACGAUGGGGGUAAACCGACUGUGCCUGAAAUUCGCAAGCCUAAAGAUGACGACGAUAAACCGAACGAUGGGGAUCCUGGUAGCGGUAGUAGUGGUAAUGUGACCCCAACACCCGAACACGAUGCUCAGUAUGGUCAGAACCGUAGCUGCUCAUCGGAGUAUAGGUCCGCCGAUCUGCCGGGUGGAGUGGGUCAUUGGCGAGAUGACAGUACUUAUCUAGCUCUAGAAGCCGAGCAGCCUCAGGUGAAAGUAGGAGAUGAACCAUCAGCACCAAUUGUAACGGGUGUUGAAUCUGUACUAACCGAAACUAAAGAAACUAAAACCACAAGCCCCGCCCCGGCCCCCGCCCCUGUCUCCGACCCUGAAACAAGUCCCAGUACCAGUCCCCCUAACGUUGCAAACGCACUAAUCCAAUUGGCAAGCGCCACAACUCACACGCUGACCGCCAAGGCGAACGCAGCAGCAACAGCAACACAUGCAGCAGCGCUGGUGGCAACCAGCGCUCUAUUGCCGGUUGCAACGGCCGUUGUCGAUAAGUUGACGGCAACAACACCAGCGGAGACAUCAUCAGUAAAACCAGCGACAACAGCAGAAGUUCCUGCCGUAGAGCCUGUGGUGGUUGCCCAUGCAACACCAGCAGCAACAGCAGAAACAACACCAGCAACACACACCGAAACGACAACAGCAACAAGCAGCAGGAAAGAGGAGGUGGAAUUGCCCACCGAAAAUGCGGGUGUGACAAAGCGCACCACAACAACAACGACAACCGUAACGACAACAACCACAUUCGAAACGCCAUCGACAACUAGCACCACAACGACAACAACAACCACAAGCAGCAAUGAUCUGCAACAGCAACGCCAGAAGGAACUAAUUACGCAAGAACUCGACGAACUGCUACAAUCGCUCUCGAGCGUCGAGGAUGGCAUCGCGAACAUGAACCAGAGCAGCCUGGAGGGCAUGCUACAGGGAUUGAAGCUAAUCCAGAGCAAUCUCGAAGUACACGAAAGGGACGCCAUCGAGUUGAAGGCCCAGGCCAAGACGCUGCCCACGGAUCCUGCCACCGAACGUUUGCUCAACGACACCGUGGAUCGCAUUGACUUGCUACUGCGUCGCACUCAGCAAGGCAUCACCAUGAUAGCGAAUGCUAUGCAUGGCCAGAAGAAGCGCCAGCAGGAGAUUGACGAGUACCAGCAGCAUCUGCUGGAACUGGAGCGCUGGAUCAUCGAGGUAUCCGCCGAGCUGGCCUCCUUUGAACCCACUUCGGAUAGCAGCACGGAUGAGCAAGUGCUCAAGUCGCAGGUGGAGAGGAGCCAGCAACUGCUGCGUACUCUUAAAGAACGCCAGCAGUCCAUGGAGGAUCUGGUGGAUCAGACCCGUCAGCUGCAAUCCCAGCCCGAUGUGGCUCCCCUGGCUGACACCCUUAUGGAGCAGCUGCAGAGCAUCAUAACCAUUCUGCGGGAACAGGUCACUGUGGCCACUAAGCGCAUCUUCACCAUUGAGAAGCGCAUCGUGGAUUUGCGGAAGGCCAAGAGCGAGGAAGUGCAGCGCCAGCGAGUGCUUGCCGAUUCCCUCAUCAAGCCACCAACGGAAGUUCCAGCCAGUCCAGAGGCGCAUGAAUCCAUCGAGUCCAACGAGAACACCAUUGACUCCAGUUCCAUGCCCGAGGAGGAGAUCAAGCCUAGUGGUGUGUAUGUGGAGACACAGACAUCUCUUAGCCUGCAGCAGCCGAUUCAGCCGGUUCAGGUGGUGACCACCACCACUGUGGAGGCGCAGACCAGUUUCAAGGAGCCAGCUGUUGAGACAGCCGAGGUGGCCCUGCAAACCCAGAAGGAGCGUUCGCCCACCGAGAACAUUAUGGUGACCCAGACGCUGCAGCAUGGCCAGGAGACCAUUCAGAUCGACACCACUCGCAACAAGGAUGUGCCUGAUGAACCCGAGGAUGUGCAGAUUGAGGCUCGCUACCAUCAACGACCCCAUGGCGAUGUGGAUCGCGCCACCGAACUGAUCCUGAAGAAUGUGCCUCAAGCAUUCGAAACCACAUUCGUGGAGCCAGAUGCGACGACAACCGAAGUGAUUGUCGGACCCGAUGGCACCAAGCAUAUUGUGCUGAAGAAAGUCACCCGAACCCGCCAGCAGAUUGUGCAGCAGCAGCAGAUUAGCUCCAUUGAAACAAUCAGCGAUUCAGAUGGCAACAUUGAGGUGCACUCCACGGGCCAGAUCAAUCUGGAGAAUGUGCACACCACGGAUACCAAGGCGGAUCCGGAGGAGGGCAGUGUCCACACCGUAAUCACGCAGCAAACGCGAGGUGCAGUCGUGGAUUCUACACAGCCCGAGGGAGUCGUCCUGCAGGAGUUCGAAACGGAGCCCACAAUUGAGACGUACGAGGAAGUGUUGGCACCAGGAUCCCAAGCGCAGUUGGUUUGCACGCAGACCGGCGAUGUGCAAACCCAAGGCACCAUCCGAGCUGUGGUACAACAAGUGACUCGCAAGGUGAUCCGCAAGACGCGUAAGAUCAUCAAGCGCGUGGUUAUCAUUGACGGCAAGGAACACAUCACUGAGGAAGUGGUCGAGGAGCCCGAGGAGGUGGAGAUCACCGAGGAGGAGACCGCACCGCACAUUAACGUGAAUAUUGUGCGUACCGUGGACGGAAAAGUGGUGACAGAGGAGGAGUUCCAGCGCCUGAUGCAGGAGCCCGGCGUACUCAUCGAAGAAGUUGCCACGGAUCUGUGCAAGCCAACAGCAGAACCGCAGCAACAGGUAUUUGAUAUUGAGUCUACCCAAGUCACCACCACCACAAGAACAACAACCGCAACCACACAAGAACAAGAACAGCCAGAACAACAGACACAACCAACAACAGAAACGACUAAUGAAGCACCUGUAGAGUUGCCAGCACCUCAAGUAGAUGUUGAACAACCCGUAGAAGUUGCCACUACCAGUCCCGUUCAUGUUCCAACAGCGGAUGUAGUUGAACCCAAGGACUCCUCAGCUAUCGUAGAUGACCAAACAGUGGUUGAAGAUAUUAACGAGAUUUGGCCAUUGGAACAUCAUCUGAAACCCACCAACAUUGACUUCUCCCAGCACGUCGAAGAAUUUGCACCACCAGCACGAACAGUAGAAAUUGAGACUGAAGCCUCCAUGCCAGUAGAGGAAAUUUGGCCGACCAGCCCAGAAACCGGUAACUCAUUGACUCUGGAGCACUAUGAAUUCGAGCCGCAAUCACCUCGUGAAGAGAGCAAAAAAUCUGAAGAAAUUAAGCCCCAAGAGACUGAGCCUAAACCUGUUGCUGAGAUUAGCCCAGAGCAUAUUACCACUGGAAGUAUUACCAUAACCAAGACUACAACCACCAUCACAAGCCACACGGAUGAGCCAAAGGAAACUGUUGUCCAGAACUUGCCAGCAGUUGAGCCGCAACUUCCUGCUUCGAAAACCACGACUGACAUUCAGAGUUUCCUGGAAGCCGAACAGACUCUGGCCGCAGCUUUGAUGGAACAAUCUUCGACGCCAACUGAAACUUCAGUUGUUGAAGUUGUGCAGACACUGCCUGAGGAAAGUGCACCUGAAGAGAAGAAGGAAUCGGUUACCGUAGAGAUUUCAACCAUCAAGACUGAGGAAAAGCAACAGGAGCCUGUUCCCGUUGAGGAAGUGAAAACGUUGCUUCCAGAACCUAUGCCUGUAGAGCCCGAACAGAAAUUGGAGGAAGUGAAAGCCAUUGACAUCAUUGAGAAGACUGAACAAAAGCCAGAAGAGCCGAUCCAUAAAGAACAACCCACUUCUGAUAAAAUCGACCUGCGUGCCGCUACCCAACUCUUCAUCUCAGGAGAGGCCGCCGCUUCAACGGCUCCACAGAAAACCUUCAAAAUCACGGCCCCCUCCCUGGAGGACAACGGCGCUGGUGUGCUGAAGGUUGUCCUGGGGAAGGAAGAGGAUGCCACAGCUCCAACCGCCGGCAAGGUCAGCAUGACCAUCAUUGAGACCGCCGCUGCUCUCGCCGACGCCAAGCGGCGUCGAAAGAAAAAGAAGAGAAGAGAUACGAAGCACGAGGAGGAGAUUGAGCAGGAACAAGAGACUGAGCCGGAGGCAGUGGCCGUUAAGGAGCCUGAGGUUGACUCAGACCUGCCCGUUUCUCCGGAGGAUUCACCACGCGAUGCCGUGCGUCAUGAGUCCAUUGUUGAGAUCAGUCCCGACAGCGAUUUGUCCAGCAUUGAGAUUGACUCGAGGGUCAAGGUUGUGGAAGAUGCUGUCGUCUCAUCGCCCUCGGAGUCGCCAAGGACGCCUAUGGUUGAGUUGGUCAUUCCCACAGAGGUUGUGGAACUGGCAUUGGUGGAGGAUGAGGAGCAGCAGACCACACCACGUGUUCCCUCGCCCACUGGAAAAACCGAAGUCGAGCAGGACAUUAAAUCCGUGCAGACCUCACCACAGCAUCAGCCCAAACUGGAUGAGACCGCAGUGCAGACGAGUUUGGAGGUGCAGCCGGAUAACCAGGAGAACGAAUCGCAAACCCUGAUUGUUGAGAUUACGGAGACAGAGGCUCAGACCACUCCCCGAAGCGAGGACAAGCCGGUGGCAGUGGAGAUAUCCACUACGGAGAUUCAAACCGAUGUGAGCGGCCAGCCGGCUGAAACUGUAGAGAUUUCAAGUCAGACGACCGUCACCACCACCAUUGAGAAGGAACUGCAGACCACGCCAAUAGAUUCGCCACGGGCACCAGAGCCAGGCAGCAGUGAUGUGGUGGAAUCUCUGGUCCAGGAUUUGGUGAAGGACAUGACCACCGAUCUGCCAGUGCGCACCAGCGAACAGUCAACCGUUACUGAAACCACCACAACCACGGAGACCCAUGUGCAGACCAAUACCCCAGAGCCAAGGGAAUACACUGAAGUGGUCAAACCGGAGACUGUUCAUGAAGAGACUUCCACGGUGGAACUAGUGCAGGUAACCGAUGGUGAGAUGCAAACCAGUCCGCGCGGAGAUCAGCAACCCGCCUCUCUGGAUGACAAUUCUCUGACUGCCACUUCGAUAUCCGUUUCGGAACCUUACGAACUGGAGGUCAAGACAACAGUGGCCAUUCCCGCUGAUUCCGAUACGUCUGUGGCCGAGCCGACGGUCUAUGAAUAUACACAGACCAUGCAGCUGCCCAAACAGGACAAAAAGUCCAAGAAGGACAAGAAAAAGAAGCAGAAGAAUGAGCCGGAAGUGAAGCAGCAGCUGCCAGAGGAGCCGCAGAUAAGUGUGACAGUGGAAAUCGCACCGGAACUACUCUCGGAAUCGGGCAUUGUGGUGUCCACCAACCAGGAGAUUGAAGAAGUGCCUCAUGUGACACCCGUCGUGGAAACUCCUAUCGAACCCGAAGAACUGGGAACACCCAAAGCCCAGAGAGUGCAACUGCAAAUCACAAAGACCACUGUCUACGAUGAGUAUCCCGAUCUGCCGGUGCACAUUACCGAGCAGAACAAGGUGCUCAUUGCGUCUCAGCAGAGCAAACGUUCCGGAGCAGGACCCACAUCCUCUGCGGUGACUAUUGAAGAAGUCGGCUCACCCACGGAGGAGCUUGUGGUGCCCAUCACACCGGGACCAGACAAUCUCAGUGGCGAGCCCAGCAACAUCUGGUUCAGUGCCACCACCAGUGUGGACAAGACACCCAUUGAGCUUUCCCAAGCCCUGAUUCUGAGCGAGAGUUUGCAGCACUAUCCCGGACAACAGCCACAGCAGCAGAACCAGCAGCCAAUCCUGAUCUCCACCAAGGAAGCCAUUGGCGAUCGCAUCAAGCAUUUAAAGCAAUCAUCGCCACAACAAGCCACUCCCCUAAGCAAUGUGCUCCAUUUGGCCACUUUAUCUGAACAGAUCAAGGAACUACCGACGGAGCAACGCAUCUUGGAGGUCAACGAGGGUCUCCAGGAUCUUGAUGCUGCCAUUAAGAACGGUGACAAAACGGUGAUCCAAACCACUGUAAUCACGGUUAUUGAGAAGGUUUCCACUUGGUUGGAAACUAUCGAGUACCGUGUGUACCUCAUCCGACAAAACUCCAAUGAAGGACCCUCCGAGGAGAAGCUGGACAACUACAACCAACUUAACGAAGAGCUCAGCACCAUCAAGCAGAAUGUCGGCCAAUUGGAGCGACAACUGUCCAAGGCGGAACCGGAGUUGCUGCAGUGCGUGGAUAGCCUCAAGGAGCAUGUGGAUGCAGUGGAGCAGGUCACGCAACAGAACCAGGUGCAGGAUAGCAAUGAUCUGGACAAGUGGCACAGCUUCGAGGUGCUUUUGUACAACGUGUCCUCCGUUUUAACCCAGCUGCAGCAACGUUAUGAUCUCCUGAUCAAUCAGGAGUAUCCUCUCUCCGCCAAACUGGCCCAGCUGGAUGAGUUGGAGCAGCAACAUGAGGCGGCACAGCAGCAACUGGCGCAGCUCUGCCAAAAUGCACGGGCUUUCCAGCGCGAUUUCCCAGGCAAGCGGAUGCCGCAGGAUGUGCACAAUGCCUUCGAGGCCAGCAAGAAUAUUGGGAACAACAUUCAAGCAGAGCGGGAGCGUGUCCUGCAACUGCAAUCCCUGGCGGAGGAGUACGAGCAGACCCUCAAGGAGUUCACUAAGAUCACCGUACUGGCUGACAAGCUGGUCGAGAGUCCAAUCGUUUCCAGUUCCCUCGAACAGCUGAACAACGAGGUGCAGAAGCAGAGGAAGUUCUUCGUGAACCUCAGCCACUGUCGAGCCAUGUUGGAAUCGCUGGAGGAGAACAUCGAUAGUGAGACCCGCGAGAAGCACUCCGAGCUGCACAAGGAACUGUACAACAGGGCCACUAGUCUGCUGGACAAGGCCUCCGAAAGGUCUUCCAAAUUGGUGCAGGCUGCCUCCCGUUGGACUGUUCUGGAGAAGGGAAUGCGGGAUGAACUGCAGUGGCUGCAGGUGGCUCAGCAAAGAGUGCCUGAUUUAUCGGCCGUAACUUCCGCCGACUACGAUCAGUAUACCACCCUGUACCAAUCACUGAGCAACGAUAUCUCGCAUCACUAUGUGAAGAUGACGCAGCUGUCAGGAAUAGCCAACAAGUUGCAGACCUUAGUGCAGGCGCCCAAUCUCGUGGAGGAAACCAAUGAGGCUUUGAUAGUGCUGCUCAAAUUGCGUGAGGAGGUGGCUUUGUAUCUCCACCGCCUGCUGGUCUUCAAGGAAAUCUGGGUGCAGUACGAACAGCAAACGGAUAAACUGGAGGCCUUCGUACGCGAAGCAGAGCAGGAAUUGAGACACAUUCAGAUCCCAUCGCAGCCCACCCAACAGCCCAUCGAGCACAUGCGUCAAUUCUGGGAGAUCAAGGCCCGUUUCGAGCUGCACAACAACGUACGAACCGAUACUGGACUGAGUUUCGAGAAAUCCCUGCAGGUCAUCCCAUUGGCUGACGAGAUGCUCCAGCGGCAGUUCCAUGCCCAACUGGAGGAUCGCUGGCAGGCCGUGUCGCAGGCCAUCGAACUGAUCCAGCACAACAUUGUGGAGUGCCUGUCGUCGGAGGAUGUGCCCGCCGAUGAGAAACUCAAAAUGGUGGAGCGGGAGCUGCAGGAGAUCUACCUGACCAUGACCAGCAUGAAGGGUGUGAUUAAGAAUGAGGAGGAGCUCUGCCUGUACAUCGAACGUGUCCAAGUGCUCCGCACUCGCGUGGGCUUCAUUGGCAACGAGCUGGGCAGGAUUGGACUGCAAGAGCCCGCCAUUGAACCCGAAAAAGUGGGUGAACUGUUCUCGCUCUCGCACAAGAUUAGCACCCAGAUCGCCGAAGAGCUGGAGGGUGCAUCCGUGCUGCGUGACCAACUGCAGGCCAUCCAGGAGGGCAUCAGCAACCAGCGCAAGCACCAGGCCAAGAUCUCCGUUAUCCUAGAUGAAUGUGAGGCAGCCGAGCGCCAAGGAGCCGAUGUCCUCGAAAAGGCCGUCGCCGAUUGCCAAGGAGCCGGGGAGGAGCUGGUCACCAGCUGGCAGGAGAUAAUGCGCAUCCGCCAGAUGCUCCACACACUGCCCAUGCGACUCAAGAUGUCCGUGUCGCCGGUGAAGUUGGAGAGAGACAUCUCCCAGCUGCAGGACGACCACGCCUUCCUCGAGAGCAAGUGCACCAAUAUUAUGGCCAUCCUGCGAAAUCGCUUAGCCGUCUGGUUGCGCUACGAACGCCAACUGGAGCUGGUCCACGGAUCCGUCCAGGAAACCGAUUUCAUGAUGGAACUGAUCCGGGUGCACGGCCAGGUGGACUACGAGCGCCUGCGAAAGGCAACGGAGCGUUUAGAGGGACUUGCUGGCGAUCUACACAACCGCGAACAACUGAUCGAUGAGCUGAAGGGUGCCGCCAAGCCGCUGAUCGAAACCUGCGAUGUCCAGAUUGUCGAGCAGAUCGAGUCGGCCGUCCAGGAGGCGGUAGUCGCCUGGAAUGACACCAGCGAGAAUCUGCAGCAACUUCGCACCCGCUACCAAAGAGCCGUCGAAUUGUGGGACAAGUAUCGCAACGCCUCUGCGGCCGUCAAGAGUUCCAUUGACCAGCAAAUGGAUACGGUCAAGUCCCUGGAGCAGCCCCUGGAUGCCCUGCAACAUGCCAAGGUAUGCCAAGACAACCUGACGACCCAGAAUGACAGAAUCUUGGAGCUGCGUGACAUUGUGGCCAAGAUCGCCGCCGAUGUGGGCCUGGAUGCCUCGGCCCUGAUGCAGGGCGAAUUGGAUGCACUGGGUCAGCGGCUGGCCGAAUGCAAGGAUGCCAUCACCACGCUGGCCAAUGUGGCCGAAACGCAGGACAAGGAGCGCAAGGAGCUCGACAAGGAGGUGACACUGGCCAGGACGUACUUCAACAAUGUGCAGCAGGACAUUUCCCGAGAGGCACCACAGAAUCCCAGAGAAAGCGAGGAGCAGCUGGCCGCUUUGCGAGCCCAUCUCCAGACUUUGGCUAGAACGGAGGAGCAACUGCGUCAGCUGAAGGAGCGCCAUCAGAGCAACCAGGUGGCACCUUCGGCCACCGGAGCCGUCGAUGAUGAUGGCGUCCUGGAGGUUCUGGCCCUGUGGCAGAAGAUAUUCCAGGACACCUUCCAGGAAUACCAUCGCCUGUCCACGCGACUCGCCCGCAGCCAGAACAGUUCGGAGGCGCUGCGCCUGUGGAGGCAGUACCUCCAGCACGUGCAGUCCUUCCUGUCCUGCGCCAUUCCCGAGGACUACAGCAGCCUGCGGGAGCAGCAACAGCUGUGUGCCAUCCACCAGAACCUGCUCAUCUCGCAGCAGAGUGUGCUCUCCGAAACGCCAUUGGAAUCGGAGCUAUCGGAUCAGUACAAGGCGCUGACCAACUUGCACAACGAGACCCUCUCGAGGAUCAUGCAGCGCAAUGGUGAACUGGAGCGACGUGUGAGUGGCUGGAACGCCUAUCGGCAGCAGCUGGCGGCCCUUUUGGACUGGCUGCGACAGCGGGAGGCGGAGCGCAAUGCCCUCCAGCUGCGGUACAUCCACCUGAAGCGAGUACCCCACCUGAAAAACCGCCUGGAUGCGAUGAUCCAGCAGCUGCACCAAGGGGAGCAGCAGAGCAAGGCGCUGCAGGAGCAGCAGCAGGAGUUGGCCCGCCACUGUGACAACGCCCUGGCCACCGCCAUGCGCAUGGAGCAGGCCAGCAUUGGCCAGCGGAUCAGUAAUCUGCGAGCAGCGCUCAAGACCUGGCAGGGAUUCCUGCAGCGCGUCACCCAGUUGUCGGAGACGUACGAACAGCGAGUGCAGCAGCUGCAGCAAGAAUUCGGAUCAGCUGAAAAGCUGCUGGAUGCCAACAGUGAAUCCCUGCCCACUCAGCCAGCCGCCAUCGAGCAACUGCUGGGAGCCCUGCGUUCGCAGAGGGUCCAACUAGGUGCCCAAGUGCCCGCCCUGGAGAGCCUCACGGUGACCCAGGAGGAGCUGAAGGAAUGCAUCAGUCCGCACGACAUGAAGUCCAUUCGGCAAAGGAACUGGCUGCUCUGGCAGCAGCACGCCGAUCUGGACUACCAGCUGGCCAACCUGAUCAACUCGAUCGAGGAGCGGCUGUUCCUGCUGUCCAACUACCAGAUCAGGUACGAUCGCAUCUCCCAGUGGCUGCAGCGUUUGGAGCACCGGGUGGAAAAGGAUGCGGAUGUCGCUGCCAUGGCGAAUCCCGAACAGGCAGCCAAGCAACUGGAGCAGCAAAUAAACUCCGAGCUGCAACUGCGGGACAAGGAGCGGGAGUGGCUACUGUCCACGAGCAGGGAACUGCUCACCCUGUACUCCGAGCCAGAAGUUCGGUCGCAGGUGCAACAGCAGAGCGAUGCCCUCAUCGAUCGCUGGCAGCGUCUCAAGUAUUUGUGCAAGCAGAAGGCCACCAAGAUUGGGGAGCUCAAGAUGACACUUCUCCUCCUGGAGGAGCGAAUCGCCCUGAUCCGCGCCUGGCUCUUCGAAGUGGAAUCCCAGCUGGACAAGCCCCUGAACUUCGAGAGCUACACACCGAAUGUGAUCGAGGCCAAGCUGAAGGAGCACGAGCAGAUACAGCGCUCCAUCGAGCACCACAGCAGCAAUGUGGGCGAGGUCCUGAAUCUCGUAGAGAUGCUGCUCAACGACGCGGACAGCUGGCGCACCCAGGUGAACACUUCCGGACUAGCUGCCUCGGCCCAGAAUCUGGAGCAGCGCUGGAAGAAUGUGUGCAGUCAGUCGGCGGAGCGUAAGGCCCGCAUCCUGACCAUCUGGAACCUACUCCAGCAGCUCAUCAAACUCACUGCCGAGCACAAGAACUGGCUGGGCAAACAGGAAAGCCAAAUAGCGGGCUUUGAACGAGAUCAGAAGUCGCACAGCAAGCACAAGCUGGAGGAGCGACAGAAGGAACUCAGGGCCAAGCUGGAGGAGCUGGAAAGCCAGUCGGUGAAUCUGCGCCAACUGGAGCAGAUCUAUGCCAAGCUGACCAUGAGUGCCGGCGUCGAGCCGGAGAACAUCCAGAAGCUAACGCUGCCCACCAAGGUGAUGGUGAGCAUGUGGCGCCAGUUGACACCACGCUGUCACGCCCUGCUCGAUGCCAUCGACAAGGAUGCCAAGCUCAUGCGGGAGUUCAACAAUGCCCAACUGGAGGCCACCAACUCCCUGAAUGCCAUACAAACGGCGCUGGAACAACUGCCAAGUGUGGAGGAUCAGCAGAGCUCCAAGGCGGAGCCAAAGGCGGUGCUCCAACGAUUGGAGAGCCUGGAGAAGAAACUACACGACGCCCAGCAACAUGUCCAGCAGGCGGAUAACCUGGCCCAGGAGGCCAAGUCCAGGACCAAGCAGCAGCCACAGCUGAAACAGCUGUUGGAACUGGUGUCGGCUUAUACCACACUUUGGCAGACGGUGCAAACCCGCAUCGUGACCCUGAAGACCAGUUGGGUGACCCGCGCAGCUCAGGCUGCAGCUGCAGCUGGAGCUGCCUCCCUGCCAGUCAAUGAAGCCGCCAAUGCCGCCGUUCAGGUGAACACCCUGUCCCAGAGGAAACUCCGGCAGGCCCAGCAGAUGCAGAGGGAAACCUCCAUCACCGCCAAGGAUGCCUACAUCAUGGAACUGCAGACGGCCAUCACGGAGUGCCAAAACAAUCUGGAUGAACUGCAGCGCACGGUAGUGGACAAGACCCGCAAACCGGGUCCCCAGAAGAUCGCCAAGCUGCUGGGCAACGCCCAGUCCUCCACGGAGCUGGUCAAGCAUCUCAGCCAGCUGCUGCUCACCGAGUGCCACGCGGACAACCAGGCUGCCCAAGUGGACACCGUGGCAGAGCUCACGUUGCGCUUCGACACACUGCAGUCGCAGUGGAAGGCGCGACAGCAGCACGAUCAAAAUGCAAGCGAGGUCGGCCGGCUAACGUGUCCGCUCUGCACACAGCGAAACUGGCAGCAGAUCGACAACGAUCUGUGGCGCCUCGAGCAGUGGCUGCAGUUCGCCGAGAGCACCCAGAAGGCCCAGUCCACUCCGCCCUCGAACAUCGAGCUCCUCGAGGAUGUCACGCAGGACCAUCGCGAGUUCCUUUUGGAUCUGGAGAGCCACAAGUCCAUCAUCUCGUCCCUGAAUGUGGUGGGUGACCAUUUGGCCACGCACACGCUGGACACCGAGAAGGCAAGACAAUUGCGAUCCCGUCUAGAAGCAGAUAACGAACGGUGGAACAAUGUGUGCAUCAAUGCCACCAAAUGGCAGGGUCUGCUGCAGACCGCCCUCAUGGGCAACAGCGAGUUCCAUCAGACCAUCGAUGAGCUGGUGGACUGGCUGCAGCGCACCGAGCAGAACAUCAAGGCCUCCGAGCCCGUCGAUCUCACCGAGGAGCGCUCCGUGCUGGAGUCCAAGUUCAAGAAGUUCAAGGACCUGCGAGCCGAGCUAGAAAGAUGCGAGCCGCGGGUGGUGAGCCUGCAGGAUGCCGCCGACCAGCUCCUCCGCUCCGUCGAGGGCUCCGAGGAGCAGUCGCAACACACCUACGAGAGAACCCUUUCCAGAUUGACCGAUCUCCGUCUGCGUCUCCAAUCCCUGCGCCGUCUAUCCGGCAUCUACAUCGUCAAAUUGGGCGCCGUCCUCGGUUUCGAGGGCGACAAUCUUGGCGUGCCACUGCACAUGUUGUCGAGUGAGCUUUUGGAUAAUACUACAUUAUCAACCUCUUCUAUGCAGGCCGCCGCACCCAACACAGAAAAUGCAAACAAUACCGAUGGCGAUGCUGUCGAUGGCGAUGUCAUCAAUACCACGGUUCUGGCGCGCGGUGCACGAUUCCUAGGCCGCGUUGCACGUGCCUCCCUGCCCAUUCAGGCGCUCAUGCUGCUGCUUUUAGGUGUGGCCACUCUGGUGCCCCACGGUGAGGACUACACCUGUAUGUUCUCCAACACCUUCGCGCGCAGCCUGGAGCCCAUGUUGUCGUAUCCCCACGGACCGCCGCCAACGUAAAGCUGUUGAGUUGCCAUUGGAUUAGUGCAAUGAAUCGAACAAGAAACAAGUCAAGACCCCCAUAAACCUAACCGUAUUACUGUAAUGAACACCAAUUUAAUCCAAAACCACAGACCGCAGUAUAAAAAUGCCUUUCGUAAGCUAAAUUUCUGUAAAAAUAAUCGAAAAAAAAAUAAUUUGAAUAGUGAAAAUGUAAGAGUUGUACAUUUGUGUAGUUUAUCACAUUUUGUAAUUGUAUGUAAUUUUAUAGUGAUUGGAUAGCUAGAGGCAUUAAUAAAACAACCAAUUUGUAUAUAACCUACUGAACAGAACAGACUCGACAAGCCGAACAUGAAACACAUGAAACAUUUAAAAGAAAUGAAAUGAAAUGAUGAAAAGAAUGAACUAACUAUUCAAACUAACGACAAGUAACGAAAACCUUUUGUAAAACGAUAUAUACAUUAUACAUAUAUAUUUGCACAGCAAACAAUUUAUAUAAACAUAUAUACCCACAUAUAUGAACCCAAAAAAUCUAUAAAGAAUCCCAACAUUUUGUAUAUAAAAGAAACGAAAUCAAAAUACGCACACGAAAAUUUUACUCAUCAACGCACGCUGUUCUAUUAGAGAGAUCUAUGGCAGCAGGAAUUUGUGGUCAGGUUCGUGCAAAUUUCGUGGAACAUUUUUGCAUGUCCUGAGCACACAAGUCCUUGCUGCCAUCGAUGGGCUAGAGAAGUGAACCAGUCCCAAGACAAAUCAUGACCCACAUAGACCAAUCGCCCGGAGAACUACUUGGCCACCAAAGUCUCUCGCUUGCUGCGCGUCUUUCUCCCAAAUUCAAGGCGAUGCAGUCUGCAGGAGGCAUUGGUUACCACUUAGACUCUGGCCAAUAAAGUCCCCUUGCCCAAGGAUAACUGCACCCUUGGCCAAGUUCUCUCCCACGGCCAAGGGAUGGAGGAGAGAUGCUGCAGUGCGCCAGCCACAGGACACUGUGCUCACCCCUCUGAUCCUUAAUCUACAGCCUGGCAAAAGGGGGCUAGACAUUUCAAAGCAUUCCUGAUACUCAUUUCCAAAUUACCAAUUGACAUUGGCCAUCUCACUAGCCCACACUCGGAAAAUGGGAAACGUGCGUGCCACGAGCAUUGAACAAAACGAAGCAAGUGUCCUAUGCCGGUGCUAAACCAACCAACAAAUUUUCUAUAUAAAGAAAUACUGUAAAAUGCGUAUACAAAAAUAAAAUUAAAUUCAUACAAAAAAAAGAAGAAUAAAUCUUUGAAAAAAAAAAAUUGUAAAAAUGCAAUUUGCAUACAGACAAGUGACGCAAGUCCAUCCAGUAAGAAAUAACCUAUUUUGUUGUUAAUAUUUUUUGAUAAACCUAAUUCUAUUUGCCUUAUACUUAUCCAACUUGUUUAUUACAACUAUUGUUUUUAAUUUAAAGCUUGAGCAAUUAUUGAGAAAAUACAUACAUUUAUUUAUUAGACCUAUGCGAUUUAUUAUGUAUUUAAUUAAGUUUGAUUUAAAUGUUAAAUUUGUGUACUUUGCUGCUUCUAUCUGGUUAUAAAACAAGAGCCGUUAUCAAGUUAAUAUAAUUUAUGUAGCAUUUUAAGAUUUCCUUUCUUGUGAACAACUGUACCUUUAUAUGCAUUAUGAUUAUUAAACAAAAAUUUAAAUAUA
Molecule: messenger RNA, 65856 nt
Organism: Drosophila rhopaloa
Lineage: Eukaryota; Metazoa; Arthropoda; Insecta; Diptera; Drosophilidae
Gene: Msp300
Biological process (GO): nuclear migration
Cellular component (GO): cytoplasm; nuclear outer membrane; meiotic nuclear membrane microtubule tethering complex
Molecular function (GO): actin filament binding
Source: RefSeq, a predicted model, not a curated record